Molecule: messenger RNA, 60573 nt
Organism: Pelobates cultripes (western spadefoot toad)
Lineage: Eukaryota; Metazoa; Chordata; Amphibia; Anura; Pelobatidae
Source: the annotation of a GenBank genome assembly
CUCCAGGACAUGUUUUUCUCCAUGCAGAUAUCUGAUGCUCAGAGGUUACUUCACAGGCAUACCAGUCUGCGAGACGUUAGUGUGAGUAUCUACACGCAGGUGUAAACAUGGGAUUUAUUUUACAGAUUUAUUUAACAAAAACGGCCAUCUAGUGCACAGGGUUAUUAAUUUACUCUUAGUAUAUAUGUACAUUAUUUGAGCUAUGGAUGAUACAGGUUUUACUUAACAUGAAAAGCUGAGAUGGUAGAAAUUAAAAAAGGGGUGGUAAAAGGCAAAAAAACAACCCUUUUUUUAAAUGCUAGAUGCGCAAUGCCAGCAGAAACCAUCAACAGAAUUUUGGGAUAUGGUAGCUUUGCCUGACUCUGGUCAAUAAAAUAAGCUCAUAUUCUGCUUCCAUUAGAGUUUUGUUCCAGAGACCCCACAGAACAAACACACAGGACCAUAUGAAAUAUCACCUUUAAUAAAGAGAAGGGUAAUGUGUGGUACUGAGUGACACAAACAUUUAAUCACACCAAUACAAAGUUGGGGCACGAGACAUUUUUCUAACCCUGUAACUAGUAUCUGUUCAUUGGAUGAGAAAGAUGAAAUGCAGGUCAGGACACAAUAUUUUUUCCAAAGGGAAAAGUAAAGCGUUAAUUUUGUGUAAGUGAAUAACAUUUCAAUUUAUUUGCUCUCUUUCUAAAUAAAAUAUACUUGUAUUCAUAUUUCAUCCAUAUUACACACUUAUUUAUACUAUAUAUCUUGAUAUGGAUAAAACUAUAUGCCUUACAAUAUUAUAAGUUGCCUGUGUGAUUGUUAUACAAUACUGUCAAAUUUACAGAUCUCCAGAGAAAAUAUUCCCAAUUAACAAUUGGAGUAUUAGUACUUAAUUUGUACAUAGAGGUGUGCAGACAUGCAAGUCGUACAUGUGUCAGGAAAACUAUUUAUUGAUUUUUUUUUAUUUGAUUUUUUUUGUUUUCAACUUUCAAUACAUAUAUCUUGUUUUUUAAUGGAAACAUUUGUUCAAUCUAAUUUAAUCAAUGGGUCCAGCUAGAAGACUGCCACUGGAAUAAACCAUACCAGAAGAUAAGGGGCGAGACUAACACUCAAAUCAAGACACAUUUGAAGGUGAGUUCUUUGAAAUUGUGGUCAGGGGAUACUGGAAGCCUUAGGCAAGUCUGAGCCUAAUAUGACCUUUACAAUAUCUUCCAUCUUUGCUCUAAACAGCACCUACAAAUUAAAAUGUUUGUUAUUGUGACAUAACAGAUAAUUAUGGACUUUUAAUACUGUUUUUUUUUUUCCAAAUAAAGCUGACUUACUGCAGCAGAGAAUAUCUCACCAGCCUUGAUUGUGUACCAGAAUAACAAACGUGGAAAAAGCUCCUCUGGUCCGUUUAGCCUAAAUUCAAACUUUUUGUUCUUAGUGCUAAACAUACAGAGCAUCCUUUAUAUUGACAUGAAUUGUGAAAUCAGUUAGAAUUGAGGGCAAGAAAGAACAAUUCUAAAGAUAAAAGAGUUUCAGUCUGCAAGACACAUGAUACUGCAGUGGAGGUUCACCAUGUAGCAGAAUAAAUGACCUUGGUUUAAAAAGCAAGAUCUUAAACAACUUAGGAAGCCCAGUCAAAGCCCAUACCACAGUCUGAUAGAGCAUUACUGUUCAUCAAGUGUACUCACCCAACCUGGCAGAGCGUACACAAUCUGGCCAAGAGCAAUGGGGCACACUUGGUAGAAAAAUACCCCAAAACAGUCAUAGUUGUUAUUGCAACCCAAAGUGUUUCUAUCUAAUAAUGCAUCCAAUUAAUUGUAUUUUCCGUUGUUUAAUUGCAUUCAAAUAUAUUUUGCACCUUUAAAGUGAUGUGUAAAAAUCCCAUUAAAAUCCAUUUUAAUUCCAGAUAGUACACUACCAUAUGUGUAAAUGUCCAGCACAUGUAAUUAUUUAUUGCAAGGUACUGUAGAUAUUAACUAUUUACAUCCCAGUUGUUAAUCUCAUUAUCAUGUUUACACAUUGAAGCAAUACUAAAGAUCAAGUACAGUAACUUUACAUUUGGCUCUCAUUAUUCCUUUGUUUUGUUUAGUUACAUUCAGUGUUUUUCUCAUUUUGCUCCUAUUCCCAUAAGCAUUGUACUAUCCACAAUGACCAUUGACUCUUAAUUUCUUCCUAUACCAUGGGCAGUGAGUCCACACAAAACUGGUUCGCCAGUUAUAGUCAUGAAGUGUAAUAAUGAAGGACUGGAAAAAAGACCUGUUAGUAAAUAAGUAUGUGCAUUGUUGUGUUUGUUCUGUUUCUAUAGAAAGCAGGUCAAAGGCCAUUGUUGGUCAAUUGUCUGUUUGAUUGUACAUGUUCUUGUGAUUAUGCAUAAUGGAUGUUUACUUACAAAUGUGUCUAGCUAUAUACACAAUGACUGAGACACUUCAAUGGUAAAACACAAGUGGUUUGUCUGAUAGAAAAAGGCUUACAGUUUAUAAUUUACCUAGACAAGAGGUGAGCCAAGGGUAACUGACAUCAGGGUGAAAGAGUUUUCAGUGCCAUAUAUUGAUGUACCUAUAUUGAUUUUCCCUUUCCUCAUCUUGUCCCUUUCCUUCAUAUGUAUGCUCCUUUUAUAUGAUCCAUGCCUUUCAUAUUAAAGGGUAUCAUAAGAAACAUAGACCUCAAUUUAAUAUUUUUGGAUACGAUUUACAAAUGGUUUAAUAUUUUGGAUAAACUCUUAAAAUUAUUUUUUCAAAAUAUUAAAAUAUCAAAAAAUGCAUAAUGCAUACAAAAUAUUAAUCAAAAAAUAUAUAAAAACACAUUUUUUAUAAUAUUACAUUAUUUUAACGUCCUCAAAAAUCUAUAGAAACAUGAUCAUUAGUAAUGAUGAUUAAGCAUAACAUUGCUGAUUUUGUGAAGCCCACUUCCCAUUCCUCAAAUCCAAGACCAUUCUAAAAGUUCAGAAUUCUUACAUUUUCCUAUUUGGUUUUGACAGAAUCAUAUGUACCAUCGGCGUGUGAAAAGAGUCAAUAAUGAGCCUGGCUCGGCAGAGGAAAGUCAGUAUGUACUGGAGCACACAGAAUCUUUUUUACUAAAGGUAACUGCCUACAAUGGAGACAGAGGGUAAUAUAAUCUAGAAAAUUAUUGACUUCACAUAGUGUCACAUUCCAGAAAGAGAGGUGAUCAGAAUUGAAAGUUUGUGUGCCGAAUAACAAUAGGCAUGCAUAAAUCGAUCAAUAUAAGGAUUUUAUUGUCUGAUUUUCAGAUCAUAAUUAUCAAUGUAACUGACAAAGAAACUAAUGUUAACAAACAUAAGAGUGAAGAGAUACCUGUUGAAAUGAGUUUUGUAUUUACAAUGUAACUAAUAGUUUGUCUUUUAGAAUUGAGUAUGGGGACUUACAUGUCAGAGAAACAUAGAAUGUGACGGCAGAUAAGAACCCAUAAGAACUCAUCUAGUCUGCCCAAUUUUCUAAAUACUUUCAUAACAAUUAAUCCCUGGCCUUAUCUUAAAUCCAGGAUAGCCUUAUGCCUAUCCCACGUAUGCUUAAACUCCCUCACUGUGUUAACCUCUACCACUUCAGCUGGGAAGCUUUGCCAUGUGUCCACUACCCUCUCGGUAAAGUAAUACUUCCUGAUAUUAUUUUUAAACCUUUAUCCCUCUACUUUAAGACUAUGUCCUCUUGUUGUGGUAGUUUUUCUUAUUUUUAAUAUGGUCUCAUCCUUUACUGUGUUACUUCCCUUUAUAUAUUUAAAUGUUUCUAUCAUAUCCCCCCUGUCUCGUCUUUCCUCCAAGCUAUACAUGUUAAGAUCCUUUAACCUUUCCUUGUAAGUUUUAUCCUGCAAUCCAUGAACCAGUUUAGCAGCCCUUCUAUGAACGCUUUCCAAAGUAUCAAUAUCCUUCUGAAGAUACGGUCUCCAGUACUGUGUACAAUACUCCAAGUGAGGUCUCACCAGUGUUCUGUACAAUGGCAUGAGCACUUCCCUCUUUCUACUUCUAAUACAACAAGCAUUCUGCUAGCCUUUCCUGCUGCUCUAUUACAUUGUCUGCCUACCUUCAAGUCAUCAGAAAUAAUUACCCCUAAAUCCCUUUCCUCAGAUGUUGAGGUUAGGACUCUAUCAAAUAUUCUGUACUCUGCCCUUGGGUUUUUACGCCCAAGAUGCAUUAUCUUGCACUUAUCCACAUUAAAUGUCAGUUGCCACAACUCUGACCAUUUUUCUAGUUUACCUAAAUAAUUUGCCAUUGGCUUAUCCCUCCUGGAACAUCAACCCUGUUGCAAAUCUUGGUAUCAUCAGCAAAAAUACAUACCUUACCAUCAAGACCUUCUGCAAUAUCACUAAUAAAUAUAUUAAAGAGAAUGGGUCCAAGUACAGAUCCCUGAGGUACCCACAGGUGACAAGCCUAUGUUGCCUGUCACUCAGCCACCCAUUCAACAAUAUUGGAAUGCAAACUUAAAGAUUGCAGUUUAUUGAUAAGCCUUCUAUGUGCAACAGUGUCAAACGAAUUACUGAAAUCUAGGUAAGCAAUGUCUACUGCACCACCCUGAUCUAUAAUUUUAAUUACCCAAUCAAAAUAAUCAAUAAGAUUAGUUUGGCAUGAUCUCCCUGAAGUAAACCCAUGUUGUCUCUGAUAUUGAAAUCCAUGUGAUUUUAGAUGUUCAACAAUCCUAUCCUUUAACAUGGUUUCCAUCACAUUCCCCACUACUGAAGUAAGGCUUACUGGCCUAUAGUUGCCCGACUCCUCCCUAUUACCUUUCUUGUGAAUGGGUACAACAUUCGCUAAUUUCCAACCUUCUGGGACUACUCCUGUUAACAAUGAUUGGUUAAAUAAAUCUGUUAAUGUUUUUGCUAGUACACUACUAGCAGAGAUAUGUUUUAUAUAUCCACGUCUACUAAUGAAACGCUUGCAUCCUUCAUAUUUUGAUACUAGAACAAGAAAGCUUUGCUGUUGUGGUAUAUCAAAGGUUAAACAUCAGUGGCAAAUGGGAAGCAGAUACCGUGUUUCCCCGAAAAUAAACCCUACCCCGAAAAUAAGCCCUAGUCGGAUUUUCGGGGUGGGCUGCAAUAUAAGCCCUACCCCGAAAAUAAGACCUAGGCAUUUUACCUUUUCGGCGAGACUUCCUUCUUCUACUGUAGGAGGAGCGUUGCGGGCCGCGGCAUCGCGCAACGUGAUGACGACAUUUUGCAGCGCCGUCAGUCUGCCUUCACGGAUCUUCAGCGGAAGGAUCCAUUUCCAGGCGGUGAGGCUCCCAGUGGUCGGACUCGGCAAGGAAACUUUGAAAUGUGAGUACCGGUAGAUAUUUUAUGUCUGGGACUGAAUUAAUUAAAGGGGGCGGGGGGUGAAUUAAUUAAAGGGGGGUGAAUUAAAGGGUGGGCUGGAUUAAUUAGAGGGGGGUGAAUUAAUUAAAGGGGGGGUGAAUUAAUUAAGGGGAGGUGAAUUAAUUAGAGGGGGCUGGAUUAAUUAGAGGGGGUGAAUUAAUUAAAGGGGUGGUGAAUUAAUUAAAGGGUGGGCUGGAUUAAUUAGAGGGGGGUGAAUUAAUUAAAGAGGGGUGAAUUAAUUAAAGAGGGGUGAAUUAAUUAAAGGGUGGACUGGAUUAAUUAAAGGGGGGUGAAUUAAUUAAAGGGGGGUGAAUUAAUUAAAGGGUGGGACUGGAUUAAUUAGAGGUGGUGAAUUAAUUAAAGGGGUGGUGAAUUAAUUAAAGGGUGAGCUGGAUUAAUUAGAGGGGGUGAAUUAAUUAAAGGGGUGGUGAAUUAAUUAAAGGGUGGGCUGGAUUAAUUAGAGGGGGGUGAAUUCAUUAAAGGGGGUGAAUUAAUUAAAGGGGUGGUGAAUUAAUUAAAGGGUGGGCUGGAUUAAUUAGAGUGGGUGAAUUAAUUAAAGGGGUGGGCUGGAUUAAUUAGAGGGGGGUGGAUUAAUUAGAGGGGGGUGGAUUUAUUAAAGGGGGGUGGAUUAAUUAAAGGGGGGGUUCAAUGUACAUACCGGUACCGUAAAUAAAUAAGCCCUACCCUGAAAAUAAGCCCUAGUGUGUUUUUUGUGACUAAAAUUAAUAUAAGACCCGGUCUUAUUUUCGGAGAAACACGGUAGUGACCUACAUCAAAUCAAGCAGGUCUGGAUUUAUGUCCUAAAUGACCCUGGAUAAAAGGUUGGGUUUUGGGGGAAGUUAAGCAAAGUAUGCUUAUGGACAUAUAUGGAUGAAAUUGGACAGGAACAACACAUAUUUGUUCAUGGUAGAAAAUCUGGCAGUUAUUAUUAUUAUUAUUAUUAUUGGCAUUUAUUUAGCAGAAAGUUAUUUUACAGUGUUUUGCAAUAUUAUAAAGGUGGAAAUUUAAAAAUAAAUGUGACAAUUACAAAAUGUUACAGGAACAACAGGUUCGUGAGGACCAUUCUCAAACAAGAGGUGGGGUAUAAAAACACAACAACAUUGGGAUAUGCAAACUGUACCAAAGGAGAAGUCUUGCAAGUGCUAGUUAGCGGUAAGGGUACGAACAGCGGAAAGGAGAAGGUCACCAGCAGAGAGGAGAGACCUACAAAUCAGUGAAGAAAUGUAACAUGGGUUAGAGUUGUUUAGAGCUUUAUAGGUAAGGGUUAGUAUUUUAAACUGGCUCCUAUAUGGCACAGAAAGCCAACGUAAAGAUUGACAGAGGGGCGAGUUGUGAGAGGAGCGACAGGAGAGGAAAAUCAGCCUGGCAGCAGGAUUCAUUACAGACUGUAGCAAGGCAGUACAGUUUCUGGGGAGACUAGUUAUGAGAGAAUUACAGCAAUCAAUAUGAGAGAUGUACAGCAUUUAGAGUUUUGUUAGUUUGAUUUUUGGAUAUUUUUCUGCUCCGAAUUCAGGAAUUUUGCAGAAGGCCUGAUAGGCCCAAAUUUGAUCGUAUUGCACUUUUGUAUGAAAUUAAUCUUCAAGACUAGUGAUCAUUGUCUUACCUGUAGGCCACUUUUGACCAUCUGUCAGGAGUAAUCUAGAACUGAGACUUAUUUUCAAUAGAACUCAAGCAAGUAAAAAAAGUGAAUUAGUUUUUUACAUUUUCUCAUUUAUAACAAUUUACCCACGUGGGUUACAUAGUUACAUAGUUACAUAGCUGAAAAGAGACUAGCGUCCAUCAAGUUCAGCCUACCUCACAUUUGUUUUUUGCUGUUGAUCCAAAAGAAGGCAAAAAAAACCCAGUUUGAAGCACAAUUUUGCAACAAGCUAGGAAAAAAAUUCCUUCUUGACCCCAGAAUGGCAGUCAGAUUUAUCCUUGGAUCAAGCAGUUAUUACCCUACAUUGAAAGAUUAUAUCCUUGAAUAUUCUGUUCUUGCAAGUAUGCAUCUAGUAGCCGUUUGAACAUCUGUAUGGACUCUGAUAAAACCACUUCCUCAGGCAGAGAAUUCCACAUCCUGAUUGUUCUUACAGUAAAAAAACCUUUCCUUUGCCUUAGGCGAAAUCUUCUUUCUUCCAGUCUAAACGCAUGGCCUCGUGUCCUAUGUAAAGUCCGGUUUGUGAAUAGAUUUCCACACAAUGGUUUGUAUUGGCCCGAAUAUAUUUGUAUAAUGUUAUCAUAUCCCCUCUCAGGCGACGUUUUUCUAAACUAAAUAGGUUUAAAUUUGUUAACAUUUCUUCAUAGCUGAUAUGUUCCAUUCCUUUUAUUAAUUUUGUAGCCCGCCUCUGCACUUUUUCUAGUGCCAUAAUAUCCUUCUUUAGAACAGGUGCCCAAAAUUGCACAGCAUAUUCAAUAUGGGGUCUUACCAGUGAUUUAUAAAGAGGCAAAAUUAUAUUCUUGUCCCGAGAAUGAAUGCCCUUUUUUCAUGCAUGACAAUACCUUACUGGCCUUGGCCACUGCUGAUUGACAUUGCACAUUGUUGUAUAGUUUGUUGUCUAUAACAAUUCCCAAGUCCUUUUCAUGUGUUGUUAUCCCUAAUUCGCUUCCAUUAAGGGUAUACGUUGCUUGUGUAUUCUUUACGCCGAAGUGCAUAACUUUGCAUUUUUCAACAUUAAAUUUCAUCUGCCAUUUGAGUGCCCAGUCCCCAGUCUAUCUAAAUCCCUCUGCAGCAAAGUAAUAUCUUGCUCACAUUGUAUUGUUUUACAAAGUUUGGUGUCAUCUGCAAACACUGAAACAUGACUUUCAAUGCAGUCUUCAAGAUCAUUUAUAAACAUGUUAAAUAGAAGGGGUCCCAGAACAGACCCCUGAGGGACACCACUUGCCACCUCUGUCCAGCUUGAAAAUUUACCAUUAAUGACAACUCUUUGUACUCUGUUUUUAAGCCAAUGCUCUACCCAAGAACAAGCAUUUUCAUCUAGACCGAUUUCCUUGAGUUUGAACACUAAUCUAUUGUGUGGGUAUUCCAAUGGUUUAUACAACAAUACUUACAUCUUAGGUUACAAAAUACCUUAUCCUAUGACAAUUUUAUAUUGAAUGGUUAGAGCAAAACAUCACUGUCAUAGAAGCAGGAAAUACAGGUUCGAUUACCAGACAUACCACCACCCCAGUAAGAGUCCUUGGGAAAGACUACUAACUAUUUAUUUACCUACCUCAGAUCCUCAUAGAUUGUAAGCUCGUUUGAAGAGGGUAUUUUCUCACUUAUCUAUCAUUGUAAAGUGCUGCAGCACUUUACAAUGAUAUGAACAUGCUAAUGCUAAUGCUAUGUACAUGAUAAUAAUAAUAAUCCAUUUCAUAUCCAUUCAUAUGACCUUUGUGAUUGAGUUGCAGUUCUGUCAAAUAGUAAUAACAUUCUUGUAUAUGCAGCUUAACUCUGUGAAUUUAAUUAUUUAGUCCAGACAGAAACCCACUGAAAAGGAAACUGUUCUGAAUUCUGAGGCCAUUUCUGAGCCGCCAGAUGAAGGUCAUCAAGCUGAAGAGGCCAUUCCGGAAUCUUGGAAUGGCACCUACAUGAAUACAUGGAUGGAAACGACAAAUGGCAAUAAUCAUCCAAACAGCGCACAAACCAAUGUUUAUUCCUUAUCAAAUUACAAAGGAAAAUACAGUGGAGAUGACAGAAUUGACUCUAGAGGUGAUGAGAUAGAUAAAACACCUCCAUAUAAUUACAGAGAACACGCAGAACAGAAAGAUGAUACGUUAGAGCACUUGUCUGACACGGAGAUCAAAAUUAUAAAAGGUCACAUUAACCUGCCAUAUACAGCACAAAGGAAAAUUUUUAUGACCUACAUAAGUGGAGGAUACCAAGGUAAGAUUGGUGAUUCGUACACAAAGUGUAUGUGAAAGUGGUGUAAAACGUGUAAGAUUUGGUGUAAAUAUAUGUAUAGAGUCAGAGUCAAUUAAUAUCUUUGUCUAGUAGGCAAUGAUGGACAGUGCUAAUACGAUGUAUGACCUGAUCUCCCUAUUGUCUCUCCAUGUUUACCUUAUAUGAUUUACACAGUAUCAUAGUACUAUACUGUAUAAUAUAUAUAUAUAUAUAUAUAUAUAUAUAUAUUCAGCUAGUUCUAUGAUACUGUGUAAAUCAUAUAAGGUAAACAUGGAGAGAUAAUAGGGAGAUCAGGUCAUACAACGUUUUCGCACUGUCCAUCAUUGCCUACUAGACAAAGAUAUUAAUUGUAAUUGUAGAAAAUAAUCCAGGCACUCCAAAUUGUUCCAAACGAUAGGCAAUUUUUAUUGGACCCAAGAACCACACAAUGUUUCGACCCCUUCGGGACUUUGUCAAGCUUCUCUUUGGUACUGGGACUGAUCCAGCAGCACCCUGAGAGUCCAAAGGGAAGGGUUGAGUGCAGUUCCACCAUCUAUAUAUAAAAAAUAUUAAUUGUGGCGUUCCAAGGCUGCCCAUUAGUACUAUAAGGGCUAAUAUAAAGCUGGCUGAAGUUGACCUUGAAACACUGAAGUCAUUGAACUGUUAGCUGAGUAAUUUAGUAGCUUUUGGCCUAUUUUAAUGUUCAAGUAGGGUUUAAAGAGUGACUAGGAUAAUGAGGAUACACAGGAGAUAAUGCAAGAAUCGUGUCUAGUUAAAAAAACAACUUGACACAAAAACUCAAUGGUUUAGACCCAACAUGUCUUUACAAAUCUUUUGUAAGUCUAAUGUGUCAGGAUGGCUAUUUAAAGUAAAGUACCUGUCCUAGCAGGUACUUUGUAAAUUUUAUUUUAGAUGUUUACAUAACAAGCUAAAACAUUUGAAGUAAUCCUGCUUAAUGUUCUAUUUUUGUCUGUUUGCCUGGUGUCCUUGUCAACCCAACCACAAUUUGUUUUUGCUCCAGUGUAGAUCACCUACUGCUAAGAAUAUUUGUCAUAAUUAGUCAACUGAUGUUGUUUUUAGAUCUCACAUUAUUUUAUUAUUUAUUUUUGAUUUUGGAGUGUUUUAAUAUAUGACACAAAUCUUCUUUCUGUUUUGUGUCUGCACAUGAGACUCCAACUUGUAGGGACACUCUAAGCAACCAAACAAAGUUAGCUUGCUGAAACAGUUUUAUUCUCGAUUCUUUGCUAUUUAUGAAUUAUAUCACUUUUAUUUUUGUAGCCCUAGCCACACCUCCUCUGAUUGCGACUCACACAGCCUCCAUAAAAAAAAGUUUCAUUUUCAAUCAGAGUGUGUUUACUAGAAUUUCUAGAGUUUACUAGAAUUUCUUAUCUCCUGUUUUGUUAUUUGAACUUUAAUCAUACACAGGUGUCUAUGGAAGGGUCUAGCUAACAAUUAACAAAUCAGUAUAUAAGAAAUUUAAUAUUAAACACACUGUGCAAUAAGGGAAGCUUAAAUCGUUAGACUUGUGUAGUGAGUUGUGUAGUGAGGCUGUGUUAGUCAUUGCCAGGGGUGGUGUCUAGGGCUGCAUAAACAAACUUAUUUAACACCUAAAGGGUAGAGAAUUAAGCCAAUAAACUGCUGGGGCAUGAUCUAUACAGCAAACAUUGCUAAAUGAACACUUUCCUUACUUCAGAUGAUUUAAAUUGCACCUUAAAUAGUCUGGCCCACCCUUACCAGAUGCCCCUUGCUUUCUCCAAACUCAUUUUGGACUGAAUUCCUUAUCCUUUCGUUGUUGAUCUAGUGGUUCCUAACACAGUUCCCAAGAUGCAACCACAAUCCAGGUUUUGUCAGGAUUCACAUUGGAAAACAAAAUGUUUAAAUCUGAAUUUUUUUUGUGCCUUGUGUACACUGGGUUGGAAACAACAGGUUUGAUUUAUUUAGGUGGAAAAUAAGGACACAAGCAUAUAUUAACAUUUAAUUUAUUUAUUUUUUUGCAGAUUCACACCCAGAAAGAAAUGCAUUAUUUGAAAAGGCAUAUCCAGAUUUAUAUGUUUACUUUAAGGAGAGAGGGUUUGACUUCCGCAUGUUUGAUCUGAGAUGGGGCCUUAGUGAAGGGAUCAGCAAUUACCAUAUAAUGCCUUCUCUUCAUCUGAAAACUCUUCGAAAAUGCCAAGAAGAAGGGCAGACUGCAUUUUUUGUAAGACUACUAUAUAUUAUAUCAUUUUUCCCAUUAUCUUUACAGGUCUCUGCCACUUUAGCAAUGCUGAAUAUAAAAUUUUAUCCAAGACAAAAAGUCCAUUACAAACAGAUUUUUUUUAAUCAGAAAACAUUUUCACAAUAUUUUAUUAUUAUUAUUAUUAUUAUUAUUAUUAUUAUUAGUUCAGCUCAGUUUUCUAAAACUUUGUUUGCCAUGGAUACAAAUAUAGAACCUUCUAACCACUUGGUCUUUGGACUCAUGGUUUAUUUUGAUGUGUCCAGAAUAUCUAAAUGGUAUUAGUUUUUCAUAAUACACAGUUCAUGACUACACAAGUAUAUUGAAACAAUAAUGCACACUGUACAGUGUAUAGUAUGGGAGUAAUAAUCAUCAUAAGGCACUUUUAGUAAUAUUUCCUGGCCGUUCAUAGAUUAGUUGAUUUCCCAGACAAUGUCUCCUCUCCCAGUAAUGAAAUAGAACAUCUGUAUUAUGAGCUCACCAUCCAGAGGGGAGGAAUCAAGCACAACAGCCACAAAAGGCAGUUGAUGCAUGGGAGUGGAACUCAUCCCAAUGUCAGACAUAUCAGGACAUGUUUGUCCCAGGGUUGGUCUAGGAUCAUUGAAUCCCGAGCCCUUAUUAAAAAAAUAUUAUGUAAUAUAAAGCAUAUAUAAUGCUGAACCGAGUGUUAGGGAAAAAUAAUGCCAGCUUGGGUUUUCGGAAACAUUCAUAAACCACUCAGUCUUACAGAUAUUAUGUUGUCUUGAUGUCUCUAUAUAUACAUAUAAAGAAAUAAUUAUGUACACAUGUUUCUGAAUAUGUUUCUCAUAAACUCUCUUUCUCUCUCAAUCUCUCUCUCUCUGUAUAUUUAUAUAUAUAUUCUUUAUUUUUGCUGUGCAUUGCCGAGACAUAUUUCAUAGUUUACAAGAGUGUAGUAAACAUGCAUGAAAAUAUGAAUUGUACAUAUUAAAGAAACCAAGCCUUUUUUAUAUUUAUAAAAAGUUUCUUGGCUAGGUACAACAGAGAAAUGUAUAGCUCAUGAGAAAUCACCAGGAAGAAAAUAUACACUUACUUGUCCCAGUUGUUAAGUACUAUAUUUGCUCACAGAGGUAGCACGGAAAUAUCUAGCUUAGGUAACAGCAUUUAUAUGUUUGUAAAUUCUAAUAUACGUUAAGUUUAUAUAUGUAGGAUGCAUAUGACGAGUGAACCAAAGGGGCAGAAUGUGUGGUGGGCUUAUGCAGAGUGAAUUAAACCAGUUGGUAGUACACCUAUAUAAGCGAAAGUUUGUAAACUAUGCAUUGUGAGAGGUUACGAGAGGGAGAGGAAAAAAGUUGUCCCUUAUUGAUAACGAGAUAAUUAGGGACCCCAAAUAAUGCAAUGACAUUCUAGGUGGAUUGCCCCGAUAUUAAACAAUGUGAGGUUUAAGCAAAGCUGGGGCCUGUAAUAUCGCACAACAUGAAAAAGAAAGAGGAGUUAGAACAAGAAAAAUAAAACAGUUGCAUGUUUGAAACUUUCAAAAGUAAUGCCUGGGUUGCAAGUAGGCAUCCGUCAAGUAUAUUUUAAGUUGUCCUUGGAGUUUAGAUUAUAUUUUUUUUGUCCAAAAAACAAAACUGAAAAUCACUAUAAGCUCAACCUGGAACGCACUAGAUCCCUUUACACAAAGUGUUCCCUCCAACAAAUACAUUAGUCAAAAGAAAGAAAAAUAGUAAAGGAAUGAAAAUACGUCCAACUAAAGUGUAAAUAUAUAGAGAUACAACCUGAAAUUAUUAUAUAGAAGAUUCAGAGGAAACUAUAAUCUCCAAAAUAGAAAAAAAAAAACAUAAAUAUAUAUAGUAUAAUACCAUCUAUGUAUUGCUGGUAUUACCCUAUAUAUAUCUAUAUAUUUACACUUUAGUGUGAGUUGGACGUAUUUUUAUUUCUUUAUUAAUUUUCUUUUGUUUGACUAUAUUUUUUAUUUGUUUAGUGUUUUUUAGGACAGAAAUUUGACCAGAUUACUCUUCUGGAUACUGUAAAUAAAGAAACAUUUGAGGCCAUUAAAUGCUCAGUGGAAUUGAUGAAGAAAAGAACAAGCAUUCAAAAGCAAACUGAUCCUGGUGUCAUGGGGCCAAGGGAUGGCGAUUCUGGCCUUUACACGAAUGGUGAUAACCAGAGUAAGACCGAGGCCCACCAGAAUACAACUGAUCAAGAUAAACUAAUCCUAAACCAUGUCGCUAAUGGAACUGAGGAAAAAAGAAUUUUUGAGCCCAUUUCAAAGAAAUCCUCUCUGAAGUAUGACAAAGAUUUACAAUUGCUUACCAAGUGGUAUAGAUUGGAUGAAAACUGCAAUCCUAUGGUGUACAGGCUCCAACCAAUCAGGUAAAAGAACGAUGGAACAUUAUAAAGCAGGGAGAUUAUGGAGAAAGGCAUUUAAUUAGUUAAUUUAAUGAUAUUCAUUAGUUACGUGUUUGUAUUUGAUUUUAAUUUCAGUUUUGCUUACCAGAUAUUAAUACAUAUAAUAGAUAAUAUUUGAAUGCUAACACACCUACAUAUUUUUUAAAAUAUAUAUUUUGGGGUGGUUACUCCUUCCCUCAGUACAUCAUUGAAAUUUAGUGAUUCUUCAUGGUGACCUAUAUGACAAUAUCUACAUGACAAGUCAAACAGUGGCUGAAACUUGCAUAAGGAAUCCUCUGAUGGAGAGUGCUCAAGCCUUGUAUAACUUUUUGGACAAGCUGUGAUUCUCUCAGCUGUUCGCUGCCCAGCACCAUGACUGCUUUAGGGAAACCUAAAGUGGCAAAAAUAAGUAAAUCCAAUAAUAACUUUGAUUUUUAUUUUAUAAUAUUGCCAGGGUUUGAUGUUCGUGUGUGUAUAUAUUAUAAUUAUAUAUAUAUAAUACCUUUGUCCCAUUCCUUGAGCUAGAUUUCUAAGUAUGAUUUUCUAUUCCAGCAUGCCUAGUACUUUUUUAAAAAAAAAUAUUCUAGCUGCCAACAGUAAUGCAUUGGCAUAUUGGUAACAUUUCUUGUUUCAUGUACCUGUUACUAUCAACAUCUACAUAUUUUUUUCUGUAGACUGAAGUAUAUAAUUAAAUAUUGGUAUGAGUAGCGAUUUGCUAGGUAAAUUCUACCAUAUAGUGUCAAAGGGAGAGAUGUUUACAGAGUAUAAAAGGUUUUCUUUUUAGGUAAAAGUGUUCCCAAAUAUUUGAGUCUUGCUGGUUUCCAAUUUAAUUGGGUCAAGAAUGCCUGUUUUGUGAAAGGUUCACCCGACAAGCUCAAAGCUGUGGACUUAAUGAAGUUUAUGUAAAACCCUGCAUUGGUGCCAUGAGUAUGAACAACAUGCAUUAUAUCUGGUAGAUUCAGUUUGUUUGAGAUAUACAAAAGCACAUCAUCAGCAAAAGCUGGGACUUUAAUAAAGUGAAAGCCCACCUGGAUGCCUGUAAAAUCCUCUAAAUUAUGCAAUAAUCUAAUAAUAGAGUCUAAAAGUGGUGAAAGGGGGGCCCCUUGUGCACCUCUCCCUCCCCCUGCCCUGUCCCAUUAGAAUUGAGUUAGAAUCCAGACCACUGGUGGUCACGCUAGUAAGUAGACACACUUUGAUGAGGUAAUAGAAUCUAUAUUUUAUUAAAAUUGGCCAAGCAACAAUAUUAAAUACGAUGUGGGCAUCAAGAAUUAGCAACAUAGUUUCCUCAGUAAUUUUGCUGACACUAUAUCUGCUAUUGCACUACUUAUUCCCUGUGUAGAAUGUCAGCCCAGGACAAAGCCCUACUAUUUGGGUUCAAAAUCGCGGGUAGGAAAUUUUGAAGUCUAGUUGUCACUACUUUAGUAAGUAUUUUGAGGUCCUGAUUCAGAAGUGUAAUGGUCUGUGACUGUGACUAGAUGAUACCCAGGUCAGGAGAUAGUACCAGCGGAGGCCCUCAGUUUUAGUUGUGCAUUGCCUUUGGGCAAAGUAAAACAAAACAGGAAAAGAAAAGAAAGUGAUUAGAGUUCACUGAAGCUGUGUUCAUGGGGUUUGCCCCAUGAACUCAAAGGAGGAUGAGGUAUGCAUUGUGGCUCCUCUGAUACAAAAUAUAUACACCAAAGACUAUGUCAAACAGUGUCCAACAGGACAAACAAGAGACCUUUCAGUCCAGAUCAGCAAAUUAAUUACUAUUAGAAACAAAUAAGGGCAAAAAAACUGCACUGGGAGUGCAAUAGACAAAAAAAGAAGAUGAACCACUACAGUUUGUUUAAAUGUGAUGAUAUGAUGUGGCUAUUCAUCCUACUCACUGAGUAUUUCCUAGAUCUUACAGCUCCAAGAUGGUGGACAGGUUGUUUGGGCCUCUUUGUAGACCUCCUGCUCUCUCGUCAGCUCAACCAGGACAUGGGACUGGGAGUAAGGUCUGGAAGUGGCUGGAGUGAUGAGAAGCCCUUCUGGGGUUUUGCUCACUUGUGGUGUGUAGCUGGGCUGUCCGAGGUCUGUGUGUCUGCAGCUAGGGCUGGUGGUAAGCCGAUGAAUGUGGCCAAGUGGGCCUGCACCCCAAAUCCCCACCCAGGCACCCUGGUACCCAGGUAGGGCUAAAGGCAACAGGACACAAUGUUAAGGAAGGGGCAAUCUAAAAUUAGGAGCAUCCAUGCUCCUAUUAGUUACUGUGUCACCUCCUAUCGGCAGUGACCAAGAAUUCAAUGUCCAGGGGAGAAUACAGAGAGGCUAAAAAUAAUGCCAUUGAUAUGCUUGCCAAUAGCUCGAGCAGCUUGGGGUCACGGGUGGUAGCAGGAUUUUUCUUUGAUGGACUCUGAUCAGUUGCCCUUAUUUGGAGCAGGCUGAUGUUGUGGCCAUACUCCUCGGCAGUCAGUAAAUCAAGGAAUGGGGCAAGUAAAGUAAAUUAUAAUAUAUACACACAUGGAGAACAUCAAACCAUGGAGAUAUAAAAAAAAAAAGAUUUGAUUAAUUUAUUUUUUGACUGUGAAAUCUAAUGAUGUAUCGUUUCAUAUAUAUGCCGCUUAAGAUGGAAUUGAUAUAAUUAGCCAGUUUUAUUUACUGUGAUGUUAUCAAUGUGUUUAUUUUAACAAGGAUAUUUUGUUCUGUCUUUAACUUCAGCACUUUCCAUGCAGAUAUAUUUAGCAAAGACCCAUCACGCAGACAACAAGCUAAAAGUAAAUGGUUAGGCACACAGCAAAAGCUGUAUGAGAUAUUCCAAGAGUAUAUACCUCUGUCUUUUGGGAAAGAUGCAGCUGCCACCCUUCUUAAAACAGGUGCGUUAAAUAGGCAUUACAAAUAUGUAAACCUAGAAAUCUAUAGCUGUGACCUAGUAACAAAGCAAGUUUACUAGAUACCGCAAAACGUAUUUUGUUUUUAGUGUAUGUAGAUUCAGGGAUGUAUGUGUGGAGGGUCAGUCAAAGUGUGAAUGUAUGGGUUUAUUAGUGUGGAGUGUUAGUGUGUGUGUGUGUGUGUGUGUGUGUGUAUGCGAAUGCAUGCAGGUGUUUGUGGAAGUCUAGUUUGUGUUAAUGCAGAGGAUAUGUCCAUGUGCGUGUGUGUUUUGUGAAUGUGUGUGAAAAUUAUAGAAUAACAGUUUUCAGCACAUUCUCAGAAAUGUGGUACUUGUUUAUAGAUGCCUAUAAGGUUAUGUUUUGUUUGCCUGUGACCUUCAACAAACCUAAAAUGGGUAUAUGCUAUUGUUAAAUUGGUUUAUUUAUCAUUUUAAUUUAAAUGAGGGAAAUUACAUAUGAUAAAUGGCUAAUAGUAAUCUAAUAUGAAGGGUAAUAGAAUCAUUAAUGGAGUCCUACAAGAGAGUAGGGAUUUCUGAUCUACAACAACAUAGAUUGGAGCUUUCUGUUUGUAUUCUUAGUACUGGAACAGGAAAUAGACCAAGCCUUCUGCGUGACUGGUAAUCCAGAAAACCACUUCCAUUGCUUUGAACGAAUAAUCACCGACAUAAAACAAAACCUAUCCAACAAGCGUGCCUCCGAAUACAUGGACAUCCUCCCAAACAAACCUGAAAUUAACCACGUGCUAUUUGAUGCACAGCAGCAUGUGAUCAAGGGAAUUCAUCAAAGAGUAUGUUUGGCUUAUAUUACUUUGUAUCAUAUUUAUUGUUCUGAACUUCUCAUUCAUAUAUAGUUGCACAAUGUUGAACAAGGCUUUUCUUGCCUGUCCACCUAUCCAGCCUGUCCUAUGAUGUUAAUAAUGUUUUGUUGAGCUCAAUAUGUGAAAUUGUAUAUUAAUUAGUUUUAGAAUUUUUCACAAAUUUUGAUUGAACCGUUUGUUUGUUUUUUCCCAUUAUUACACUCAUGAGACUCACCAGGAUGAAACAACUGUGGCUAGGCAUUUGUUGAUUUAAAUCAUACUACAUGCUUUGGCACAUAAGCUAUGCUUUAAACAAAAUGUCACUGAAAACAGAGGCUACUAGGAAUGGAUGGAAAUGUAGGAGUAACGAUAUUAUUGGUGUAUAUUUUGCUUAACAUUCUGUUGCCAAGAUGCUGAGUUUGGGGCAAGUUUUUGCUAACGUAAAUCAACGCUGCAUAAUUUUCACAUGUCUAAAACACAAAUAAGAUGGCUAGGUAAACGAAGGCCUCAAUUCCAUUCUACUGAAUCUACUGGUUCAGCUGAUCAUUUUAAAAAGUUUGUGCUGUUAAUCAUUAAAAAAAGAAAGUAAGUAAAAGUCAAUUUAAAGGGACACUCCAGGCACCCAGACCACUUCUGCCCAUUGGAGUGGUCUGGGUGCUAACUCCCACUACCCUUAACCCUGCAACUGUAAUUAUUGCAGUUUUUAUAAACUGCAAUAAUUACCUUGCAGAGUUAACUCCUCCUCUAGUGGCUGUCUAUGAGACAGCCACUAGAGGGCACUUCCUGCUUCAUAGCACAGGUUUUCUGUGCUAUAGCGUCGCUGGGCGUCCUCACGCUAUUUGAGGACCUCCAGUGUCGCUCAAUUCCUCAUAGCAAAGCAUUGAAAAGCAUUUUCAAUGCUUUCCUAUGGGGAGGUCUAAUGCGCGUGCUCGGCUGACGUAAGGAAGGGGAGGAGCUGUGGCGACCUGAAACCACCGCCGAGGGACAUCGGCGGGGGUCUCAGGUAAGUGACUGAAGGGGUUUUCACCCCUUCAGCAACUGGGGAUGGGAGGUGGGAGGGAGAGGGGACCUGCAAUCCGUUUUCUUGGCACUGGAGUGACCCUUUAAAUAAUAAAGCAGGGAUGAUAUAGUGCCAUCCCCAUUGAUGGGCGUUGGGGCUCUAAUUAAAUAUACAAGAGGGGAGGACGUGCCCAGGGCCGGUUAAACAUAGGGGCUGAUGUAGCUGCAGCUCCAGGCCCAUGCCCAUGGAAUAGGCCAAUUGUUAAACUUUUUUUUAAAACUUUUUUCUUUUACUACUCUUUACAUGCUCUUGCUUAAGUAUGAAAACUUAAGAGGGAUGUAGAAGAACAAAAAUUGUGUGGACUGGCUGACAAUUAAAUUAGUUAAGGUAAAGCUGACUUUGUGCACUAUACAAAUUCUCUUGCUGCGUCAGUCUCUCUAACACUGUGGCAUGUUCCCUUUCUUCUACACUCAAUACAUACACCUAUUCUCUGUCCCACACUGAAUAACAAGAGCUUCUGUCCGCUAGUAAGUGGAAUGGACAAGUGAGUGCUAGGGGACAGUCCUUAGAAAGCAGGACGCGAGGGUAUCAUUAGACACAUUUAUGCCAAGCUCAGGGUGCUGUCUUCAUUGUUUGCUCUUUGUUGGCCAGUCUGCAUGAUUGUCAGGGAGCCUGUCAUGAAUUUACACUAGGAUGACCUUCUAAUUCUUCAGGUCUACUCGCACCCUUUUUGGGCAUGUUCGCUCCUUUGGACAGUUUGGUUACCCCGCCCACCGACAUUCUGCUUCAAUGAACAGGCUGUUAGGGGGUAUGAAUUUACUUAAAAGAUGAAAGCGAGAGAUUAGCAUAGGGUAUGUGUUUUCUGAUAGCUAUAUCCUGUGAGUUUCCCUCCAACACCACCUCCACCAGAUACAUGACUCUUGGGAGGUGUAACAGAUCACCUGACACCCCGACUGGGUCGAUGCUCCUAGCACUUCCUGAGGGCUCCAAGCACUCCAGCCAACAUCAUAACCACCGUAGACUUCUCCAGAGAGCAAUGCAGGAACAAGCUCUUACAAGAGCUUAGUAGUGAUUUAGCAAGGGAGUAUGACAAGCAUAGCAAUCCCUUGUAGCAGAUUCCCCCAAUAAGAGACGGCACUCCAAAUUGAGGGUGAAGUAGAAUUGUCUAAAACUUUAUUUUACUUGAGACUAGCCCAUAUGGUCAUUACAUUAACAUUGCUGUGAAAACUCAAUAAAAUUACAAACAGUCAAAUCAUACCAGGCAACAUACAGUGACUUAUUAUAAUACAAUUACAUAUUUAUAAAUGGGUGGGGAAGACCGUAAUUAACACAAAAUGUCUCUCUUGCAUUCAGAAUUAGCGUUAUGCAAAUCUACCCGAAUAUGCAAAUUACCAGUCUUGCUAUUCAGGUAGUGCAUAUUACUGUUGCUACCAACAGAGGGCACUACACAAGCUCCAUAGCCAAAUCCACCUAGUUGGUAGCAAUCCUCAGCAGUACAGGAGAGCAGGCAAUACAUCCCAGGGGCCAUAGUCACAUGGCAGGAGGCUGGCAAUCAGUCUUCUCCAAUGCCCAGUGGCAAGGCUGGUUCCGCCACAGGAGGUAUAACUAUUUUAGUGCUUUCUGUCCAUAAGAUUCUGUAAUUAGGCCCAUCACAAUUGUCAGCACCAGGCACAAUGGGCUCUUAAAGGACCACUAUAGUGCCAGGAAAACAUACUCGUUUUCCUGGCACUAUAGUGCCCUGAGGGUGCCCCCACCCUCAGGGACCCCCUCCCGCCGGGCUCUGGAGAGAGGAAGGGGUUAAACACUUACCUUUCUCCAGCGCCGGGCGGGGAGCUGUACUCCUCCUUUCCUCCUUGCUCGCGACGUCAUCGGCUGAAUGCGCAUGCGCGGCAGGAGCCGAGCGCGCAUUCAGCCGGUCGCAUAAGAAGGCAUUUACAAUGCUUUCCUAUGGACACUUGCGUGCUCUCACUGUGAUUUUCACAGUGACAAGCACGCAAGCGCCUCUAGCUGCUGUCAAUGAGACAUCCACUAGAGGCUCUGGAGGCUGGAUUAACCCUCAGUAUAAACAUAGCAGUUUCUCUGAAACUGCUAUGUUUAUUAAAAAAAGGGUUAAUCCUAGAGGUACCUGGCACCCAGACCACUUCAUAAAGCUGAAGUGGUCUGGAUGCCUAGAGUGGUCCUUUAAUCUGGCCCUGGAUGUGUCAUUAUUCACGACCCCAAAAUGCCCACAAGUCCCCCACACAAGCAUCUAGAGGCUUGCAAGCCCUAGCCAAUCUCGAAUAAAAUAAACUCUGCAUACUCCCUCACCCUAAUUAUUGUAUGGGACUGGGGCAAUUAAUCUAUUACCUGUAAAAAAAAAAAUCAUAUUUACCAUCAAAUGUCUUAAUCUUCAUUUCUUCAGUCUCAAAAACCCCAAUAAGACCCGAUAAAAUGUAUAAUAAAAAAAAGAAUGCAUCGUAAGAAAAAAGAUGAAAAAAUUGCAACACCAAAAAAAUUAUCCAUCUUUGGCCAUCGAGGGCUCUACACAGACUAAGCUUUUAUAGUGGGAAAAACCUUUAUAAGGGCUUCCACAUGCUAUGCAAUUUCAGUCAGAUAUUGUUUGGCUUCUAAGUCAACCAAUCAGAGCACUCUGACAGGCUGCAUGGGAAAAUGUAAGAAAAUUAUGUCCUUUGUCUGAUUUCCAUACAUCAUCACCAACAAACUUCACUACCAGUAACUACAUACAUUUCUAUUGCGAUGUAUCUUUUUCACUAGUAAUUUGUUCUUGAAUAAUAAUGUGCUGACGGCAAUUGUGAAAUAAUUGCAACACGUGGUUAAAGAAAUACUUCCAUCAUCUCCCUCUAUGCAUCUUUCAGCUGCGGCAUACGAAUAUCUACAAGAACAAUGUCAGCUGGGGAUGGGAUGGAAUAAAUCCAAUUACCAAUAGAUCUCAUGCCUACUACCUUGAUCGCCUUUGUCGGGAUUUCCAGAGAAAUGUUACUACACAUUUCAACAGGUCUGCUUACAGGUCACCUUAGAGACUUAGAAUAUCAUUUGAAAGCAUACAUGAUGAUUUAUUGGGGAAGAUUUAAGACAAAAUCAUGUGCAAUUUGGGCCAAAGUGUUGGGGUGUGUAAUUUACUCACCAAAAGUCAUAAUGCUUUGCUGUGUUUCUCUGGGCAGGACAGAGAGAGUAUGUUUAGUUCUAACCCAAAAAGGGAUUUGAAACCCACAUUUGGGGCCGAAUUAUUCACUUUCUGGCUGAAGCUGUCUCAUUUUGCUAGUAGGCGGAUGAAAAAGGAGAUGUUCAGGGCACUGAUUUUGAAAAAAAAAAAUGCCUCUUCAUUUAGUGAAGAAAAUGCCUCAUAGAAAUACACAAAUCAAAAAAUAAAGUAUUGGAGAAGCUAUCUUAUAUUUUCAUCCUAGAGACACAAUGCAUACCUUGGCUAGCCAAAAUGUAGUAUUUUCAUCUAUUGUUUAAUUUCAACUUCAGUGAUUCCUCUUAGCCUAUGACUGAUAAAGAACCAUAGGAGUGACAAACGUGCACUGCAGAGGACACACUAAAUUAGAGCUACAGGUUUAUUCACUAACAUGAGAGUUAAAGGUGAAUUUAAAGUGAAUUUCAAAUGUAAGGUCACAGGAACUGAAAUAAAAGCAUAGCUCACUUAGACCUCCAGUUCGCUAAUUUGAAUUACAGGGACACUAUAGUCAAAAAAACAACUUUAGUUUAAUGAAGCAGUUUUGGUGUGUAGAUCCUCCCCCUACAGUCUUAAUGCUCAAUUAUCUGUAACUUAGUUAAAUCACUUUGUGUAUGCAGCCCUAACCACACAUCCCUGCAUGUAACUUGCACAGCCUUCCUAAACAUGUCCUGUAAAGAGUAAUUUAAUGUUUACACUUCCUUUAUUGCAAAUGCAGUUUAAUUUAGAAGUUUUUUAAAUCUCCUGCUCUGUUAAUAGACCCUGCAGGAUCCUCCUGUGUGUGAUUAAAGUUCAAUUUACAGAGCAGGAGUUAAAAACUUUUUUAAGUAAGUUACAUCUGAAAAGGAAAACAUUUUUUUAAUGUAGGAUGUGUCAGUCACAGCCAGGGGAGGUGUGGCUAGGGCUGCAUAAACAGAAACAAAAGUGAUUUAACUCCUAAAUGGGUGAAACGUCAGAGGCAUGAUCUAUACACCAAAACAGCUUCAUUAAGCUAAAGUUGUUUUGGUGACUUAGUGUUGCUUUAACUUUAAAUUCUCUCCUAUCGUGCCACCUAGCAAAUUACAGAAACUAAAGAGACUAAUAGGAUAAUAGCUUGUUUACCCCAACAUAUAACUAAAAUAAAUCACUCGUAGAAAAAGGUUACAAUAAAAUAGAUUGAAUUAGAAAACGUGAUUUUAUCUAGCAUUCUUUACAAGAUGAACACAUAGAAACAUUUAAAUUAUGACUCCAUGUAAAAUUCUUUGGAAUGGCUUUUAUAUCAAAUAGAAUACACAUGUGAUAAAAAUGUAUGUUUAAACAAAUGAGGCUUGUCUGGUAUGAUUUUUAUUGUGGCAUUUAGAGGGAUAGACAGGAGAAACAUUACUUAAAGGAACACUAUAGUGUCAUGAAUUCAAAUGUGUAUUCCUGACACUCUAGGUGUAAAACACCAUUUAGUCCACCUUGCUCCUCUACCUUUUUCUGGCACUGCGUGGGUCUCCUUGAGGCUCCGCCUCCUUUCCUGAGAUCAUCAGUUCUGAUGAUCUCAGCCAAUCUAAUGCUUUCCCAUAGGAAAGGCUAAGGCACACGUGCGGCAAAACACUGUGCUGCGCCAUUGAGCAUCUCCUCGUAGAGAUUUAUUAAAUCAAUGCAUCUCUAUGAGGAAUGUUCAGUGCCUCCUUGCCAAGCAUGGACACAGUGUGCAGCACUCUCUGAAAAGGCAGUAUUUACAUUAAAAUGCCUGCAGGGACAUGACGUAGACACCAGAAUAAAUACAUUAAGCCAUAGUUAUUCUGGUGACUAUACUGUCCCUUUAAAUUGAACUGUAAAAGACUGAUUCUAAAUAAAAGUGUUAUCCUGACCUUUGCUUAGUGAUCUUGAUGACUAAAAUUUUAAUAAUGGUCAGUGACUAAAUAAAGCACUCAUGAGAAUAAACUAAUUGUAGCUCCUAAAGUACUGAAAAAUACUUUCUGUAGCACAAACGUUAAAUAUAGACAAUUAUAUGAAUUUUGGAUCCAUAGUUACUUGUUUUGGUGUUCACUUGCUCACAAUAAAUUAUUUGAUGUUAUAUAGUUAUAUAUUAUGUUAUAUACUUGUUUGUCCAAUACCAUCAUUUCUCUAUAUAUUUAAUUUGUUUAUAUAUAUUUUUUUCCUUAGAUCGACUUAUUUGCAGAAUUUGCCAGAGAAGACAAGGAAUCGUGAUCAUGUUUUCAGAAAUCAAAGAAACGAGGAGAUUUUAGAACAUGCAAAGCACUGCCAUACUCUGUGAGUCCAGGCAUCCAGUGUCUUACACGUUUCAUUCUUUACAGCUUGCCAUUGCCCAUUAACACCCUUUUCUCCUUGUUACAUAUCCUGUAUAUAGUUUAAAUGCCAUAUGCAGUUGGUACUUUAUCUUAGUUUUUGACAAUGCAAAAUAAGCCUGCAUCAAUCAACUUUAUAUCCAUUUUAAGUGCCUAAAAGUGAAAUAAGAUAAUUCUGGAAACUGAUUUUUAUCUCUUACAAAAUAAAAUGGAGAAACAAGGAAAUACUUCAAGCCAUCAUAUUUAGAUGUUUAUUUGUUUCUAUUGCCUUGUCUCUGUUACUUUACAGUGUUAACUGCUUUAUGGAACGCGAAACAUUCUUGCAGGAGGUUGAAGAGUGCACUAAGGCUGCUAGAGGAUAUGUCACUGUGAUACAGGGAGAGCAGGGCAGUGGGAAGAGCUCCGUUAUGGCCAAACUGGCCUCCUUGGCCAACCAGUGGAUAACCGGGUAUGUCCAUGUCAAAACUAAACUCAUGGAUCUGUCAUUCUUUCAGCAGUCAGUGGUAAAUGUAAAUUAUGUUUAAGACUUUGCUAUGUGCCUAGUCACAACACAAAUCUAGAACACAGACGUUAAGUGCAAAGCCAUUUUUGUGACAUAGAUACAUUAGAGCAGGUGACUGAAGCAAUGGUAUACUUUCCUAAUUAUAGUGGAGAUAGUGAUAUUAUGGAACACUAUUUACAGUGGAACGUUUGAGGUUCCACCAAAACAUUUUGAAGUUUGGUUCUCAUAAUAAGUUAUUAUAUAUACUUUAACAUAAUGUUUUACAAGCAAUUCCUGGAAAGAAAACAUGUUAAUGUCAGUCAUCAGCUGUAUGGGGAUUUAAUACUGUAACUGUAUCUUCUUGUUUAAUCCAUCUCAGUAAAUAACACAGUUUGCUCUUCUGCUUUCUUUUCACUAAUUUAUUUACAUUAUCUGUGAUAUGACUAUGAUAUGAUAUAAGAUCUAAACUGGAAGAUACUUGAAUCUAAUUCAUGGAGCCCCAAAUAUAUAAAUAUAUAUAAUGUAACAACAAUAAAGAUAUUGACAAUCAAUAUUAAAGGGGAGAGAAGAACAUGUACCUUGCAGAAUUUCAUAAAAAUCACAGUAAACACACCCCGCACUUUCUUAACACUUACACUACCCCUACCACCCCCUACAGCCCCCUAACCAUUAACUCCUACACUAUCUGUGUUAUAUUGUAUAUAUUAUGUUUACAAUGCUGUAAACAGAGCCCCUCGUGGCAUUAUUUUCCUGUAAUACUCAGCUCUCACUAUGUAUCUCUCUUGCUCUUUCUGAGAUAAGUACAAAGCAUUGCUCUCCUUUGCAACCUGUAAAAUUAAUAAUUUAUCAAUAAUAAUAAUACACAAACACAUCAGUUCCAAUCUAGCAAUGCUACUCAAAAUUAGCAUAUUUGUCUUUAACAUGAUCAUGUGUGUUAUUGAUUGCAACACUGAUUUAAAUGAAGUCCUUAUACUCCAUGUUUUAAACGAUAUCCCCAACGGAACAGUGAAACUUUCACUAUUUGCAGGGGGAGACCAGGGACCACUGGCCCAGUGAAAUAAGAAUAUUCUGUUUGAUUACUUAUACAUAUUACUAUUGGGAUGUGUGUCUCUUUUGUCUCUUUGUGCCACAUGUGUCCAUUUUAAAAUCUAUGAAAAUAUCUGUAUUAGUGAUGCAUCUCUUUUAUGAAUCUGGUAAACAUUUCCUUUGAAUACACUGUAACACAGGGAUCUAAGGAUUGUCACUCGGUUUAUUGGCAUCACUGGAGAAAGUCGAGAUAUACGUUUGUUACUACAAAGCCUUUGCUACCAGAUUGCGGACAUAUACAACCUUUCGACACAUUUCUCAGAGGUAUAUUGAAUUAUUUAAUUAAUGGAACAUCAAAUGUUGCCUCUUUGAGCAUUGGUUAAACUAACCUAUAGUACUUAUAAGAAAGAAGAUGUGGAACCUACUAGCACCUCCAAAGCUCUAACACAAAGAUUUUAGUUGGUAUCCAGAGUCAUUUGUAACAAUGUAAUUUGUUGCUUAGCCCUUCCAAUAACCAAAUUGAGUAUAAACAGUUUUAUUUUCAUGUAGUUAGCAGUGUGAAAGCUAGUCCAUAAAGUGUCACUCACCCUUUAGUUAUGAUUGCCAGCGAAAAGAGGAAUACAUUUUUCUGACAGAAGCCACUAGUCAUUGAUAUAAUGCCUGUAAAUUUGCUGAAAAUGUAAGCUCAUCCUGUACUUCCAAACAGUACAGGAAGUUUCAGUAUAUCAUAUUAUUCCUACAGUCAUGGAGGGGGAGGAGUGAAAGGACCAUUUUACUAUUAGCAUUAUAUUAGCAGUCCAGAGAUUGAUAAAUAUUGCCAUAGUAAUUUUAAAUACAUUUAUUUUAUAAAUAUUUUAUUUAACUGCAAUUACUGUAUGUUGGCAUUAUGUUCAUAUGCCGGCAUUCGUUUUACAUUCUGAUGCAAUCUUAGUGAGCUGUACUGCUAAUAAUACCUUCGUGGCCUACAGUAUAUGCAAGACAUUUGACCUUUUUUGUUUAUCUAAUUUUGUGACAGCUAGUGUAUGUAAGAAAAAUGUGCAUUUUUGCUUUUAUACUAGCAUUUCAGACCAUGCAGGUGACACGGGUCUGGUCGGGAAGGGGUACUGACCAGAGCAGCAACCUCUAUAUGUUGGAACCCAGCAUACUCAAAAAUCAAGCCAAAGACUAGUGUAUUGUUAUAUACAAAGAACACAAUCGAAUUAAAUACAAGAACAGAUAACUCAAUGUAAGAGAAAGAAGCCCACUGAAAACAGGGAGGACUCUGGAUAUCUGGAGCAAGGAGACCUCUGGAUACAGGGAGCCAGGACCUGAGGAACACAGCUAGCUCAGGAACGCAGCUAGCUCAGGAACUCACGGAAGGCAGCUACCACAGGAACUCAGGGAAGGCAGCUAGCUCAGGAACUCAGGGAAGGCAGCAUGUUCAGGAAUUUAGGAAAGACAGACAGCUAGCUCAGGAACUCAGGAAAGACAGCUAGCUCGGGAACUCAGGAAAGAUAGCUAGCUCAGGAAUUCAGGAAGGAAGCUAGCCCAGGAACUCAGGAAGAAAGCUAGCUCAGGCCCUUAGGGAAGCAGCAUCCUCAGGAACCCAGGGAAUCAGCAUGAUCGGGAACCACAGAAUGGUAGUGGCACUGUGAGGUACUGCACCAAACAUAGUAAACAGAAUUGUGACAGUGAGACACAUUACAAAAUAAAGGAUACUGUAAAGCUUUUAAUUUCCCAAAUAUUUUUAUAAAGGCUGAACGAAUAAGUGAAAAAUGGAAGUUGGGAAAACGUACAUAAUUUUAAUUUAGUUGGUAUGCACAGCAAUCUAUAAACAAAUUUGCUGUGUGAUAUGUUUAUUUGCUAACCGUGCGUCUAUUGCUUCAAAUAACUGUUAUGCUAAUAUUUCUUCAAUUAGAAAGUGCUCAGUAGUGAAUGGGUUAAAGAGAAUCAGUUAUAAGGUAUCCAACGUAAGACAGCAAUAGACAGCCCAAACAUUUGAUGGGUUUUACAGAUGUUCUUUUCCAUAAGGCUCUAAUUGAGUACCUCUUAAUGAGAUACUUCAAACAACCACCAACAUAUUUUUCCUAGUUCCUAAAAGGACCACAGGGGGCUCUUCAUCAGGUCUGUAGGCAUAUUUAUACACUGACAGAAACUAUACAGAUAUCAUUCUGUAGGACUUUUUUGUACAGAAAUAACAAGCGAGACUUGCUCUCAUUACACACUAAUCAAGCUCAUGGGUUGACUACUGGAUUAAUGAAUGGGUGGAGAAGAUUGAUUUUGGAGAUUGCUAGUGUGUGGCAUUGGUCUAUUCAGUCUGCACUGAGGGUCCAGGAAUAGUCUGUAAUCCAGACUUAUUUUGGGUCGUUCUGUAACGGUUCCUUCCCAAGGUCAUGUAACUAGUCCUUGUAGCAUAGAAAGGUAUUGGUAAGGGCAAGUAACCAGAAAAGUAAAAAAAUAAAGGUGAGAUAUACCUACAGUAUAUUCAAAAGCCAACUAAAUACUCUUUGACCUAUUGGACAUCAUUAUGUAACAUGCAAGGAUCGUGUUGUUAGGGAGUUAGAAAAAUGUAAUUUAUAUAUAAGAUCACCCGACACUGGCGUUAAUAUGAGAUUUAUGUGCUGUAAAGGUUUGAAAUCCUUAAGGUAAGACAUAAUCUCUGUGUGUCUCAUACAAUAUCGUGUCUUUUGAAUGAAUAACUAUAUUAUCUGUCUUCCUUCAUUUUAAGGACUUAAAAGGACUAAUAAAUGAGUUUUCAUCGUUGCUGGAGUUUGCCACAGAUAGCAUGCCUCUGAUGUUGGUAUUGGAUGGGAUAGACGAGUUAUCAGAGAAUGAAGCUAAACUUUCCUGGUUACCUGUUAUAAUACCACAGCAUAUCUAUUUCAUUGUCUCAGCUUCCACAGAGUCUGACUGUGCCUCAUUAAAAAACUUACAGGUAGUUACAUUUUCAUCAAGGUGUAUACUGUACUGUGUAGGUACCAAAGAGAGAAAUAUUAUUGAGGCCACAACCUACUCACAAGUAAAGAAUGUCCUAACUACAACUUCACAAUGUUGAGAAAUUGUUUUAAAAUGUCUGGCUCAAAUAUAAAAAAGUAUAAUGUUCAUAUUUCUAAAUUAACGUUCUCAUGUUUAUUUACAGAAACAUUCAUCACAUUUCAAAUUUCUUCAGAUACCAGCCCUCAGUAGCAUGGAAAUAAAUACAAUGAUUGGGUCAUGGUUGAGAAGGGACCAACGUAGACUCACCAGUCACCAAAUGAAUGUAUUGUUAGAAGCUUGUGUUACUUGCCCUUUACCACUUUUUGUGUUAUGUUCAUACACAGAGUCAUGUUUGUGGACUUCCUACACUUCUGACAAAGAUGCAUGCCUUCAGACUAAUCUUUCCAAAAUGUACUCAUGGAUCUUAGCAAGGCUUGAAAGGAACCACGGAGAACAGGUUGUUAAAAAAACAACUUCUUACAUCUCAUUUUCAAGAAAUGGUAUUACUCUAGGAGAACUAUUGGACCUUUUAUCUUUGGACCAGAUGGUUAUGAAUGAGAUUAAGCAGUAUCAGGGAGUUACUGUGUCUGUAUUUCCACAAGCUCUCUGGUUAAAGUUACAGAAUGACUUUGGGAUCCAUUUGGUGGAACAAAGGACAGACAACACUUAUGUGAUUAACUUUGCCCAUGAACUUUUCAGGACUGCUUGUAUAAACAAAUAUGUAAAGUCCAAGGAUUAUCAGCUUUCUAUCCACGCUUCUUUUGCCGAUUACUACUUAGAGAGUAAGAACCAACACAGCUCUAAUAACCAUUUAGCACCGAUGAUGCCUCUGUCAUGGUUGGCAAAGUCAGAGAACAAGACUGACCAUGUGUUUAACCAUCGUAAAAUCUUAGGAAUAUCUCACCAUCUUAUUCAGUCUAACCAGAUCUCACGACUUGUAACGGAAUGCAUAUUUAAUUAUGAAUACCUCCUGCAUAAAGCAUGGGCUACCUCUGUGAUUAAUAUACAGGAUGAUCUAAAGGCUGCUGUCAACCCUGAAAGGUAAGGGAGGUAGAACAGCGUCUACAAGUAUGAAUAGGUUUGAAUUGACAAUUGAGAGUUCAUGCAUUCUUGAGAGUUCAUGUUGACCUUGAGAAUAAGUUAAAAAAAAAAUAUUUUACCUUGAAGGGUGGCAAUGAUAGACAGUAUUUCGGUCUGGAAAGUUAUUUUCUGCAAUUUGUUUCAACUUCCUUAUCUACUUCCUCAUCUCAUUUAUUAACACAACAAUGUAGAUGGUGGGAUGGAUGAUAGGAAUGAAAAAAAUCCACUGUAACUAUCAGGCUCCAUUAGUCAGUAAAUCAUUUUUACACGGUGUCACAGUCUUUGCAUAUAGUUGUCUACAUACUAUUUUAAUUAAAAUCAAGUGUAACACAUUUAUACAUCUUUUUUUGAGUCAUUAAUGUUGCAAUGAUCCAUGAUCUUGUCUUUCUUGCAGGCCAAUACAGGAUUUGAAUCUGUUGUCCGAAGUUUUGCAAUUGUCCUAUGACAUUUUACUCCAUGAUCCAUGUCAGUUGGCGUCACAGCUGAUGGGACGUUUGCAUCAGAUAGAAUCCUCAGAUAAGCCUGUGGCUCCAGGUAUGAAUCAACUUGCACUAAUAUGUAUCUGUCUUCCACAGCAAAAAUACUGGAUUUAAACCUUGUAUAUCCAUCAUAUUAAGAAUGAUUUCUGACUGGAGGUCUGGUCCAAAAAUAUAUUAUAGGUUUCGUGGGCAAAUGGCAUGCUUGGGAUAUGGUGACAUACAUACUGCCUUGUUAUAAUCAUCCUGUGCAUGGGAUGUCUCUCUCUACCUGUCUGACAGGUGUGGGUUGUGUUCUUGUUAAAACUUAAUUAACUCCAAUUGUUAAGGCUAAUUACAAAACAGGUAUAUGGAUACAGCUAUACAGGUAUAUUGAGUUCUAUGGAGUUUGUGUCAUGUGGUAGACAGUUUGCGAUAGUUGAUAUGUCCAUGUCACUCUGUUAACAUGUUUCCUUAUCUCUGCCCUCUUUUGUACUCUGAGAUUUUAUACUCCUGUCUUAAUCUGUUUGUUAUAAUAAGUUUUAGGCGUUUUCGAAUUUCACAAACAUGUAAAAUACACAUAAACUUGUGAAACACCAUCUUAAACAUUUCAUCACUCUGUCAUUAUGUCUAUAAAUGUGCCAUUUGCACUGUGUGACUAAACAAGUUGGAUUUACUGGCCCUUGUAAAGUGGUGUUAAUGACACUAAUACUGGAUGAAGUGUCAUUCCCAUUACUCUAGAAUUAGUUGGAGGUGCAAAGAAUUUCUUUAGAAUGUUUUGUUAUAAAGCUUAAAGGUAAAAUUCAAUGAACUAUUGUAUUUUCUUGCUUUAGUUUUGAGAGGUUAUUUAAAUAUUAUUUGUGUUAUUUUUAAGAAAGUUUGGUAUUAUAUAUAUAUUUUUUCCAAUUACUACACCAAGCUCAGUGUAUCAAUAGAUCACCAAGUAAUGGUUCAAUAAUGUGCCUGGGUUUACAAUUAAAUUCACUGUUGACUAGUAUACUUAGACCUCUAUAUAAUAUUAUUUUUUAGCUUUUUUAGCUUUUGAAAUGUUGGCCAUUUGUUAAAAAUAAAACAACUUUUCAAAUGAUUUCUCUACAGAAAGUCCCAUAGACGUUAAUGGUUACGUCUGUAGAAAAAAUCAUUUGAAAAGUUUUGCAAAUAGCUAGUGAUCAUUUCAAAAGUUUAUCCAAAAAAAUUUACUUGAGGCCUAUCUUUACUAAGAGGUGAGAAAGUAAAAAAAAUAUUAUACUUUAUUCUAUAAAGUACUUUGCCUACUUUAAAAAAAUCUAUGUAAUACGACUGUAAUUACUCAGUGAUAGUUUUGCCAGUUUCUGACAUAAAACAACACUUAGUUGGAAUGCAUUGCCCAAAAUGUAAAAAUAUUUUGAACACAAAACCUAUACAAUAUUCAGGUUUGUGUGAAAAUAUAAAAAUUUUUAAUAAUAUAUUAUUUAUUUUUAAACAAGUUAUAAAAUAAGGAUAGUAAUAAGCUAUAGACAACAUUGCUUGACAGCAAUUAUUACAAACAUAAAUUAUAAUAACAAAGAAAAAAUACUCAACAAAAGGAACCAUGCAUGGGAGCUAGCAAAGAGUUGACAGACUCGAAAGAUUCUGUGCAAAAAGGUACAAGAGUAAGUGCCAUGGAACUAUGUGACAUUCAACAUACAGAGCAAAUAAUUGUAUUGUCCAAGGCAAUAGUGAUAAACCUUCAGAAAGAUAAUGAUACUGGAGUUGUUGUUACCAUGAAAACAACUCCACGAUGUUCUACAACUCAAUUGAGAGUCGGGAGGGACAUACAGUGCUGAAAUGACAGCAAAGAACGAGAAGGCUGAGGGUGGAACCAGAUAAUGCAUAUUUGGAAGUAAAAGUAAGUGAUUGUUUAAAAAUAGGGGUCAAGAUUAGACAACAAAAAAAAAGUAUGGUAUAAGAGGAGAAGAGCAGAACUAAAUAAAAAGAGUAAAGGGAGUAUUCACUAAAGAGGAUGGUUGAAUAUUGAUUUCUGGUCACAAUGCCAUCAGGUAUGAAAGUAAUAACUCAGUAGACCCAUUAAAGGAACACUCUCAGCCCAUAAUAGUUUAAGCAUAUUUAAGUAGUUAUUGGGUAAGGAAUGUCUUGGCCAUUGGCGGAAGAGGAAGGUGUAACUUCACCUCUGUCUGCAUCAAUGGGACUUCAUUAGCCAGCUCAGAGUUCUGAGUGGCUAAUGUAAAUCCUGUGCAAAUUUGGCAUUUGAUGCCUAUGGCUGCAUGCCCUCCCCCCUCCUCCCAACCAUGCUGCCCUUAUCCUACCAUCAGUCCAUCUCCCUGACCUUCCUCACCCUCUGGCAAGAGAGAGCGACGUUAGCCAUGGAGGAUUGGGCUGUAAGGAGAACUUGGCUUUGGUGCCGGAUCGAAGUGAGCUUUAGUUUUUUUAAUGGGGAGGGUGACGGGGGCAGCACAGUAAGGAUUACUCUAACCAAAACCAGAGUUUUAUGAAAAAACUGUUUUUUAGUUGGAAUAACUAUUUAAGUUUUUCUGGAGUUGUUUGGUAACACUAUGAGCUGGGAAAUGAACAUUAACAUGCUCUUUUUUUCUGCUUUUGCCUCUGGUGUCCUCAUUUCAAACAUAUAUUACUGAAUACAAUAAAUACAUUGAGCAUAUUAUACAGUUUCCUAUUAUAAAGUGAUCCUAUAUUUGUUAUUGCAGGUGAUCCAAGGAAGUAUCCUUUUUUGCCAUCUUUAUUAUCUCAGUGUACACAGUCAUCGAUCCCUGUGUUUGUGCCGUCAUUCACCUGCCUUUUACCUCCUGGAGGACUUCUCUAUGAAACUAUAAAAGGUAAAUUAUAAUAGAACAAGUAUUCAAACUUACUUCUAACAGCCCUGUCCUUUUAGACUAUAUUCACACAGUGAUUACAUGCUAUUGGGAAUAUUAAUUUUGUGUGCAGUGUCCAGAUUCUCAAAAGUGAUUACAAAAAUUACAAGAACCAUUGUCUUUUACACAUGAACAACUUUUAAACAGUAAAGUAUAAUUAUUAUUAUUAGCAGUUAUGUAGCACCAAAAUUCUGCAGCAUUUUAUAAUAAUUCAAAUGGGACAGUUAGAAGUGAAGAAGACCCAGCUCAAACGGCCUUACAAUCUGUAGCAAUAAUUAAUCUGACUGAUCCAUUGUUGAUCAGAUAAGGACUUUUAAAAUUCAGAAUGAGUUUAAACUGUUAUAGACAUCGUAGACAUAUGCAGACUUAUCCUCCGAUUCGAAUAUUAGAGGAGUUUAUUUCCAAUAAAACAAAAACAAAAAAGUUUCGUUUUUCCCCCCCAAAAAUUGAGUUAGUUUCAAUUAUUUGUUAAUUGUAAUAAUGAUGAUUUAGUCUCACCAUACAAACCUUAAAGUAUUUUUCGACAUCUUAGAUUUAACCCAUGGGUUAACAUUGACAUGUAAAAUACAUUUCAUUAAUGCAGCAGUUCCUGAUAUUCUACAGAAUUAUUUAUAAAAAUUCACUCCCUGUUAUUUUUUAUAUUCUAGAUAUGUUUGUCAAAGUGACACUAACUGUUACUCUUUUCUGUAUUUAACAAUUGCUAAAAUUGAUCAUGGCUGUCCACAGCAUGGGACAAGAGAGGGCAAGUGUCUUGGGAAUUGCAUUUCAAUUGCAAUUUCUAAAUUUCUAAAAAGAGCCUAUAUAGACUAUGGUUGUGCCCCCCAACCACCAGACCUUUUUUUUUGUGGCUGUCACUGACACUGAAUGCUGAUUAUUUCAUAUAUGAAUUGUUAGUCAUACUAUACAAAAUGUACAGAAUUGUGUUAAAUCUUAGCAUUAAAAUUCGAAUUUCAUCAUAUGUAGGGCACACUGACAGUAUUACAGCAGUUGCAGAAGCCCAAGAUGAUCUGCAGGUAAUAACGGCCUCUAAAGAAGGCACCUUAAAAGUGUGGGACCUAACGACUGGAAAAUUUGUUUUCACUCUUCAUGGAGUUGGAAGAAACAUUGACUCGAUCACUGUCUGCAUGCACAACAAACUGGUUGCCGUCACAAAAAAACACAGCCUCCAAGUAUGGGAUCUUCAUCAAGGUAAAAUGGUUUAUGGCGCCAGUGACUUUUUGGAUGUUCCAAUUCUAACUUCAGCUUUGGAUGGUCAGCUACUUUUGGCCUUUUUUGAUGGAAGCCACUUAGUCAAGGUACGUUUUUGGUUUGGGUUUUUUUUUUCUCAUUCAAACAUAAUUCUUUUUGUCCUUGGUGCAUUUAUUCUACAGUGACUUUUUGCAUGUGUUACCUUUAAUUGUUUUUAGUCUAUAAUUUUACAGUGACUGCUUACUGUUGUAAUACAUUUUUUAAAAUACCCCCCCCCCAAUAAAUGGCCCCAUGGUGGGGCAUCUCUUAAUAAGCCUGGGAAGGGACAUAGUGUCCCCCCCGAGCCCCUACCUGUGCUCCGCGAGUGGGGGCUAUUCAAGUAAACAGGGGACAUAGGGUCCCCCUUGGCCCCCACCCCUGAGCUAGUGGGGGUCCUAAAUAAAAAAGGGGGGACCUAUUGUCCUCCUCUCCGGCCCCCACCCCUGAGCGGUGUGUGGGGGCCCUAAAUUACAAUAAGGGGGGACCUGUUAUCCUCCCCUCAUGAGACCCCCACCCAUGAGACCUGUUAUCCUCCCCUGGUCCCCACCCAUGAGCGGCUGGUGGGGCUAAAUGAAAAUGCUAAAUGAAAAUGCGGGGGGGACCUAUUGUCUUCUCCACCCCCCUGCCCCCACCCCUGAUUGGCGGGUGGGGGCCCUAAAUUACAAUAAGGGGGGGGAGCCUAUUGUCAUCCCCCCAGCCCCCACCCAUAAGCAGCGGGUGGGGGCCUAAAUGAAAAUGGGGGGACCUAUUGUCCUACCCCCCACCCUCCACCCAUGCACGACUGUGGAGGCUAAGUGUAAAUCCCCCUAGGUGACAAGGGGUCCCCACGGCCCUAGUCACUCCCCAUCCCAAAAUGUUUUAAUAAAGACCUACCUACCUCCCUCACCCUAAAAAUAGUGAGGGGGGAAUGAGAAAACUAGACCUCUGUAAAUAAAAAAUAACCAUUUGAUGUCUUCUUUUUUCUAAAAUCUUCUUUUUUCAGCCCCAAAAAAGGCCAAAUAAAAAUCCAUAAUACCCGUCGAACUUAUCAAAUAAAAUAAAAAUCCAGAGCGCAAAAAAGAGAAUCCGAUGGAAAAAAAAACACAGACGCUAAAAAAAUAAUCAAUUUUCACCCAGCAAGGGCACCGCACAGACUGAGCUCCGCAAGGCGGGAAAGCUUAUAAAGCCUUCCCAUGCCCUGCAAUUAGACUCAGAGCGCUUUGAUUGGUUGGUAAAAUGACACUGUCCUAAUUUGUUUUAUACCCCACCUCCUAUAGAUUGUAAGCUUGUUUGAGAAGGGUCCUCUUCAACCUAUUGCUCCUGUAAAUUUUCUUGUAAUUGCCCUAUUUAUAGUUACAUCCCCCCCUCAUAAUAUUGUAAAGCGCUACGGAAUCUGUUGGCGCUAUAUAAAUGUCAAUAAUAACAAUAAUAAUCAGAGUGUUAUUAUGAGUCAAAUUACACAGCAUGGGAAAAUUCCAAAGAACGUUCCCAUGCUGUGAAAAAUUACUCAGAGCACUCUGGUUGGAUUCCAAGCCAACCAAUCAGAAUGCUGUGACAGGUAAAUGUAGAGACUUACCUGACAGUCUCUUAAUUUACCUGUCAGAGUACUCUGAUUGGUUGGCUUGAAAUCAACCAAUCAGAGUACUCUAAGCCUAAAUGCAGGGCGUGGGAAGGCUUUAUAUUUUUCAUUUAGGGCCCCCAUCUGCCGCUCAUGGGUGGGGGCCGACGGGGGAGGACAAUAGGUCCCCCCAUUUUCAUUUAGGGCCCCCACCUGCCACUCAUGGGUUGAGACCAAGGGGGACACUAUGUCCCCCUUUACUUGAAUAGCCCCCACUUGUGGGGCAUGGUUGGGGGCUGGAGGGGGACACUACGUCCCCCACUAGUUAAUAGAUGCCCCACCAUGGUGCCAUUUGUUAGAGGGUGGAGGCUUUUUUUUUUACAAUAGUGAACAGACUGCUCACUGUUUAAUAUACAUACCCCUACUCGUGGGAUAGAUUGUAAUCUCCCUUAUGCUAUUAUGGGGGUCAUAUUGAGUGAGGGAGGACUUGGGGGCUUAGGAAGUGCUUAUAAAGCACUGCUCCCUGACGCUUCUAUUUUUACAUAUUACAAGGAGGGAGCUGCAAGCUUUCUGACGAAUGAAUAUAUGAAAUUCCUGUUCGAAUGCCCAAGUGUUUAACUGGGCAUGCGCAGGAAUUUCACAGCGCUAUCUAGUGUGGGCAGAUGACAGGGACUUCAUCUACCCAAAACAAAGAUGGUCUGGGCACAAAAUAAAGAUGAAAAAAUAGGUAAGCUUGGGGGUUAAGGGGCAUUUGGGUGUGACUCUGGGGACAAUUAAAUGUAGUGGAGUCUUGAGGGGGGGUUAAAAGAAAACUGGAUUCGGCCAUGACAGUACCACUUUAACUGCAUGUUCUCACUCUAUUACAAACUGUGGCGCUAUGUUACUAAUAAUGUCUUGCUUAGUUUGAGGAGCCUGUGUGUCUCGGUGAAUUCAAAUUCCUAGGACCUGCAUGUCCUUAAUUUCAUCUCCUACCCAUAACUAUUGAAAACUCUAAUAAACAGAUAUUCAUCUAAAAAUUUUGAGGAACAUUACUCUGGCACUUGAGUAACAGUGCAAUGUUCUUAACUGUACUACAUCUGUUUGAUAAUUUCCUAUACAUUUUAUUUUAGGUGUUUGACCUUGCAGACUCUUGCAAACUUGUCUGUCAAGUUGAUAUUCCUGCUGAUGAGAGGCCCAUUCACAAAAAUUAUUCUAUCCUGGUAUCCAGAAAUUCUGUGAAAGAUAACAUUCUAUUUGCUUACAGGUAAGGCAAAAUGCACAAAUGGUAACUAUACUUUUUACCUUAGUAUAGCUGCAGUACACUAGGGAUGUCCUGAAUACCAGUGGACAAGUAGCCUCCAAAUAAAAUAGAACAAUAAUAAAUCCCACCGACUUGCACCUUAAAAUGGCUUCCUGGAACAUCAGUAAUAGGGAGAAAAAAAUACACUUAGCCCGAAAUAUAUGCCAAAGUAACAAAUUUAUUAGAAAAGGGGGAGAAGGAUAUAUGUACUGCCACUAUACUAAUGAAAAAAAUAUGGUAAAAUUUAGCAUAUAACAGCAGAACACUAGGGACAUAGCAAGAUCCAACAAAGGGAGAGUCAGUUUAAGUAACCACGGCUUGAAGCAUCUUAUGCCCUGAAAGAUGCUUCUGCUAAAGAGAAGAUGUCUAGCCUGUAAUGAAAGAUCACUCAUUACCAACCCUAAUUUGGCCACUAUGGAAUGAUGGCUAUUUUUAUAUUUUGAGUGUGCCUUUAGUAUGAAUGUUGAUUUAAUAUUGGGAUAGAAGACAAUCUCUGAGAACUGACACUUCCCUGGAUUUUCAAUACUAUGCUUACUUAUGAGAAAAUAAGAAAUAUCUAUUUGUGAGGUGUGAAAAAUAAAUUAAAUGUAGAAACCCUCUUGGGGUGCCCCAUCUUAACUUUCUGUCAAUCAUUGUUAUAAGCCUAUAAUAUAUAUUUAGAAGAAAACUGAGAAUCCUGUGAAAACGGAUUAAAACAAGCUAUAGGUGAUAUCAAUAUUUUGCUCAGUGGUUUAAAAUUCAAUAAAGUGAUAGUUGCCCAAUAAAAGCCUUUCGUUAGGAAUUUUCUAAAGGCCCACUUCACAUUUAGAUUGUCGCACACUUACACACUCAAGCCACAUUUUCUACUUUUAGAGCUGUAGCUUGACUCCACUAGAAAAAGAAAAUGCCUUAUAAUGAGAGCAAGAUAUAGUAAGUAAUUUGCAUGAAUACUAAAUAGUCAGGAGAAGAAACAUAUCAAUAGCACAAAUGAAAAUGCAGUGGGGUCAAUCCAUCGACAAAUUAAACAAAUGUUAACAAGGAAUAUAAAGUGUAAUCAAAAGCCAUGCUCUAUAUGUUGCCCCCUGCUAUAGAGGCAGUAUAGGAAUGUAGGCUAACUGGAGGAGUUUAGAAGUGUGCAAAAGAGGUAAUUGGGACAAAUAAAUAAAUAACAUAAUUGGGAUCAAACGAGUAACUACAAAUUUAAAAAUGAAUUGUACGCGAUGCAAUACAAUAGGAUACAGAGUGUGUCUUAUUUUAAAAGCAUACAUUAUGUAUGCAAAUUAUAUUAUGUUCCAACAUGUGCAAACUGUAAAGAGACAAAUAUAGUCCUGUAAAUUAAUAUUAUUAUUUUUUUUUUUUUUAAAGAACAAUAUGUAAGGCAAAGUCUGGUGAUAUAGUAGAAUAAAAUAAUGAUUCCCGGUGUAUUAUGCUGUUACCCUUGCUACAUAUAGAUUUAAUGAUAAUUCACUACCCAACCACUGAACAUUAACAUGUUAAGGAUUUUACACAAAGAAAAAGAAAGUCCUUAUUAACAAUGUGAUUAGAGAUUUGCUCAUAUUUACACAGAGAAACAAAAGCUUUCAGCAGAACUGUGUAAUUUUCUUGUUGGUGUGACUGCUGGCAGAAGAAUGAGCCAUGUAUAAAUCUUCUGAAAUUCUAUUGUGUGGUCUUUUUUUUUUAAAUCUUUGCAAUAGGAGCGGUAAAGAAGCUAUGGUGCUGAGUGCCAAAAGAGGGGCCGUUGUUGCAAAACUAACCACACAAAACCCAGUAGCAUCUAUUCAAGGAGUGGCCGUAACUAAGGAAUACUUCUUAGUCAUUUGCAGGUAAAAAAAUAUCAGCUGCCAACAAUGUGAUGCAAUUUUCUCUAGGAUAGAGAUAUAGACUUAAUUCUAUCAUGUUCCUUGGCACCUAGUGUUUUUUGGCAUUGAGUAUUAUUAAUAAUCUGUAGUCCUUUAUAGUUGGAAUACAUUUAUGGUUUACAUGCUAGUUGUCAGAGUCUCAGUUGUAGUAACUAAAGUAGUCCACUAAAGGAUGUGAAACAACCUGAGGAUACGUAAGGAUUGAUGUCCCUUGUAUACCCAGGAACAACAACAUAUGUUUAGAUCAUUAAGAAAAUUUAAGAUUGAAAUCUGCUUAGCUGGGCCAUAGAUGUUUUACUAUCAUCAUCAUUAUUCUAUCUAUGAUAUACUGAUUAUUAUUAAUGUAGCUCCUUGAUUCAUCAAACAAUUUGGUGCACAAUGUUGUCAACCAAAAGCAGCACUCAUACUAACGUAGAUGACUUUCUAUGUUUCUGGUUUUUAAACAUGCAAAUUAAAAAACGCUGGAGGUGAAGCAACCACUGCAUGGAAUGUGCGCGUACUCAAAGCUGCAGCAAGAGGUGGUCAUGGAGAAUAUGGAACAGUUAAGCGGAGAGAGGGAUCUUGUUGGAAAACUAGUUAAAGAAAUGUAAAACACAAUUCAUGGGACAUGGUGAAAAGAGACUCUGAUGUAAUGCCUUUUAAUCAGUGUUCAAACGAAUCAAUCUAUCCAGGAUUUACCUGUGGAGUUUUAUUGAAUGAAUUAGACUUCAUAGGUAAAUGAGAGCAAGGAAGAACUGUCUUUUCUAGAUCUUAAGGUCACAUUUCUGACAUCAUAGAUUUAUUUAUGUUCUAGCCCUUUUACAUUGCAUAAUCUGUCAUUUUCUCUUAUAUUUUACAGAUACCCAUCUCUGAAGAUGCAUGAUAUUGUACACAUAGAACUGUUCAGUGUGCACACGUUUGCUUACAUACGUACAGUGAAAGGGUGUGGGCAUGAUUUCAUUACAAAGUUUGCUGUGAACCGACAAGGAUCUCAUGUCAUUGCCUUUUCCCAGUUACCCAACACCAACAUCACUGAAAUAUUGGUUUGGAAUUUGGAAACUGAAGACCACAAGCAUAUGGCAAAAUUCUCAUCAGUUCCUAAAGGAGGUUGGUAUUAAUUUAAAAUUACCAAAACCCUUUGGACUUUUCAUGUGUGCAUUCAAUGAAAAGCAUCAUCAUCAAUAAUCAAUCUUCAAUCGGUACUCUAUGUAAAUGUAAUCAUUUCAAGUCAUGUGUCUCUAUUUCUGGCAUUUUAUAAAAUAAUAAAGACUUACAUUUCCCAUUUUGUAGGAUUAUGCUUUGACCUUCGAUACUGCCUGGCUGUCUGUGAGGGAGAGAACUUCUUGCGAUCGUGGAACCUGGCCAGCCGUAUAAAUGACCAGUCUCUUACAGUGAAUAUUAAUAAAACAAAAAAGACUGAUGGAAUUCAAGAGGUUAUUACUAUGAAACAUUUCCCUAGGUAAGCUGUUGUGUUAACAGACAAAUCAUGAGUACCGAAUUUAAAAAAAAAAAAGUAUAACAAUUUCUUGUUGACAGACAAAGUUCUGUAGAUUCAAUGAUGCAAUGUUAAGGAACCACUUUCCCAAAUUCUUUCUACCUCUCUACUCAUCAAUACAUUACUGAAAACUAGACAGUAGUGAAAUUCUAAUACUUGAUGAACUUGAAACACCAUUGUGGUUCUGUGAUCCAUACAUCAACAAACAUAUCCAGAUUAGUUGUUUAUUGGCAUGAUACACAGCCUUGAUCAUAGGUGAAAGUGCCAGCAAGAACCCUUGAGUAGGACAGUCCUAAUCCAAUAAUUAUGUGUUUUCUGUUACACAUUGUAUCGCCAGGAAAUUCACAAUUGGUUCUUCUAUACUUUUUAUUUUCAAAAAUUCACACUUUUAACAAGAUAGCGCAAGAAGUUAGAAAAAGGGAACUCAUUUAUGUCCUUAAAUACAUUGCAAGUUAGGUUUCCCAAAACCUCCAUAUUAUUAAUCAUCCACUAAGCACAAAGUCAAUGGUAUAUAUCAUAAAUUGCAAAAAUGAUCAUAAAAAUGUCAAAAACAUCUUAAAAUAACAGUCUGUUUCCUUAGUUGGGUUCCUGGCGGACCUGUGGUUAGUUGCACAAUAUAAACUACUUAACUACACAGAAAAAUGUUAUAUCAAACAGACAAAUAACCUAUACACAAAAUGGACAAAAUACACAAUUACAAUUGCCUUCCCCAGGCUAAUUCUCUCUCAAGGAGUCUAUACACCUGUACACUCUAAUGCAUCCCUGAUAGAUCAAACCACUUCAUAGGCUAAACACAGAAUGCCACAUGGGCAGUGCUUUAAGAUGCCAAAAGUAGUCAAACUGUUUUAGAAUAGUUUGACCUUUUACCUGGGAUAAUUAGAUGCAACUCUCCACCACCACUACAGCGACCAGACAGCUGGAAUCUCCUGUUAAUCUCUAAGUAGUCUUAGCCAGGAUUAUCUCAGACAGAGAGCUUCCAGAGCUGUGCCCUUGAGACCCCAGGUAACAAGUCAAGCCAUUCUAAAGUAGUUUUACCAUUUGUAGUUAUGUAAUAGUUAUGGUACUUGGAGUGUUACUUUAAAGGGAAACUAUAGUCACCGGAACAACUACAGCUUAUUGUAUUUGUUCUGGUGAGUAUAAUCAUUCCUUGUAGACUUGUUGCCAUAAACACUGUAUUUACAGAGAAAAGACAGUGUAUGCAUUGCCCCCCAUGGACACUUCCAGUGGUCAUUCCUCAGAUGGCUACUAGAGGUGCUUCGUGGGGCAGUGCUGCACAGCGUGCAGCACAACAUUCAGGGUCUCCACCCACUGCAUAGAGACACUGAACAUUCCCCAUAGAGCUUAUUAAUUUAAUGCAUAUCUAUGGGCAAAUGCUGAUUAGCCAGGGUGGCGUUUGGCUACGCCCCCUAGCCCACCUUCUCGGUUGAGAUCACCAGAACUGAUAUUAUAAGCCAAUCCAAUGCCUUCCUUCUGAUGAUGUAAGCCAAGGGGAUCAGGGGGACAGUGGGGCUAGAUAGUGAUUUAAACACUAUAGGCUCAGGAAUACAUGAUUGUUUUCCUGACCCUAUAGUGUUCCUUAAAGUCUUUGUUUGUAAUUUCUAAAUCAGAACCAUUUAUUUUCAUAAAAGGGAAUGAUGUGAGUAUUUAUGGGGCAAUUACAAAGUUAUUCCCUACAAAAUUUCUAAAAGUCAGAUGCUCUAAAGAUUGGGUUUAUUGGCAUUUGCUGAUAUAAAAUCACCUUAAAAAUAAAGUGAAUGGACUCCCGGAGCUGGCUAGUGACUGAAUGUGUGAUAAAACCUAAUAGGUAUUAAAACAGUGAAAAGUGGAAAAUACAAAAAGGAUAGAGAAAAGAAAAUGAAUAAGAUAUGGGACAAUCAAGAAUAGAAAUCCAAUAAAUAAAGUAAAAGGAAGAAAAUAAUGUGUACUGUACCUUUAAAGUGUAGUGAUGGAUAAUACAAAGUAUGUGAAGAAAAGUGAGAAAUAAGGUUGUAAUAUAGGUGAAAGAUAAAGAGACCUGGACAACUACAAAUAGAUAUAGAUGAAAAUGGAGAUGGAAAUAAAAAUAUAGAUAAAAGUGACCACAAAGGUGAAAAUGGAAAUACAGAUAAACCGCAAAAACAAAUUCCUUGAAGGCAAAUGUGCAACUCAGGUACCUCAAUCCCCAACAGAAAUGAGGGGUAGAUGGUAUCUGUUUUAGAUUCAUAUACUUUGUAUUGACAAAGACCACAAAAAAUGAAAAGUAGCAAAAUCAAAUUGUCAAGCGUUACAGUAUAUAGAACUGUAAGCUUAGAUACUUAGUAUAGUAAUGAGCUGAAGCAACGUAACACUGAAUGAGUUAGCAAAAACAGUCCAGUUUAUUCAACAUAAAAAUAUAUGUAAAAAGUAUAAAAAUCACAAAAUAUAUAUAAAAAAAUGUUCAUGGAUGCAUUACCAGGCUUAUAUGUGUCACAAAUCAGCAAGGACCUUCGGAUUACAGGAGGAUGGAUCUGGAUAUUCUUUGGAAGUUUUGUUGAUGUUAUUCCGGCUGCCGUUGAGGACGGCGUGUUGCUGAGCGCACGCUCCGAACAAGAGCCUCACUCUUGGUAUCGUGCAGAACAGACGGUGCCGGUCGCUAGUAUUCCCAAAGGUCCUGCUUGAAAGGUGGAACUACCGCUGGUAGAUGCAAUCAGAAUCUUCCUCCAAAGGAAUUGUCUCCAAAGGAAGAUUCUGAUUGCAUCUACCAGUGGUAGUUCCACCUUUCAAGCAGGACCUUUGGGAAUACUAGCGACCGGCACCGUCUGUUCUGCACGAUACCUAUUAGGUUUUAUCACACAUUCGGCCAUCAGUCACUAGCCAGCUCCGGGAGUCCAUUCACUUUAUUUUUAAGGUGAUUUUAUAUCUGUUUUCUCUAUAGGUUUUUGGUGAAUCCCUAUCUUCUCCUAGUUUGAACGGUCUAAUGCUAGUCUGUCUCCCUCUUUCCUGUGUGUUACUCUAGGUAUACCAAAAUAGCUCCUUUAUUGGCAUUUGCUAUCUCGGACCCCCCAAAAAGUUAGUUUUCAUUUGUUCUUCCAAAUUUUAAUAAAAUGUAUACUAAAAUGGUCUAACAGCAACGGGGCAGAUGCUUUAUUAAUAUAAAACAGAAUUAUCUGAAUAUUGGAGUAAUGUUUGUUCUCUGAUGCCAAAAUACAGUUUACAGUUGGUAUUGUUUUUUAUUAAAAGGUAUGCAGUUUGUAGAAGUGUGAGGCCUGGAGUAAUUACAGUUUGGAACAUUGUAAAGUCAAAAUGCAAAGGUAGUGCCGUACGAGUGGAGCGUGGAUUGGUGGAAAACACUGACGUGGUACUAGUGAGAGACAUGAAACUCUUUAUCCUUACGGACAGAGGCAUGGCAUCCUUCACAGACACCCCAAGACCAAUUUUUCAGGUAUGCAGUAUUGAUGGGUUUAACAUGACACUUUAGGAUGUAAAGGGUAUUUGUCUUAACAAGUUCACUCCAUGUUGUAAUCAAUUCCUUUUGUACAGAAGGUUUUAAUAUAUGGAUGGAUUAAAAUAUUAAGAUGUAUCAAUCAACCUCUUCUUGGAUGAAAUGCUCAACUAUGGAAGAGGAUCAGAGUCUGAUGAGGGACAUUUAGAGCUGAUUGUUAUUUUGAUUUUAUUUAUUUAAGCACUACUUCAUGCAUAAUGUUCAUAAAUAAUCAACAUAAAUAAUAUACGCCUUGAAGUGUCCAUUUAGUCUGCAUUAUAUAUACACCACCUUAGGUUUUCAGUCUUUGUUGUAAAUAUAUACAAAGAGAGAGAGACACAGACAGAUACACACACACACACACACACACACAAAGAAAAAAUAAUACCAGGUAUUUAAUAUAAAAUGUGGGUGAGCAAAGCAUGUGUAGCAACAGAUUAAUUCACUAAAUGACGUAAAUAGCCCUGCUGCUGUGGAAACCAGUUAUGUUGGGAAGUCCGUUUAAAGAUCCAUGACCAUCACAAGUUGAGAAGUUUAUUUCUGAGUGUAACUGAGCUCGGCAGGUGUAAGCCUGACAAGUAUAGCUGUACAUAGUGUCACUGUUUGCAGCUAUAAUUAGUGCAAAUAGUAAACAAACAAACUUGCUAAGUCAGUCUGUGAGACCUUAGCAUGUUGCAAGAGAGGCCAGAUUAGCUCGUUUGCACUGUAGCAUGAACACUGGUAAAAGGGCUUUUUUUUUAACCCAUGAACCCAUGAUGUCAUUUAACUAAUACCUAAUAGUCUUAUUGUUUCUAUGGUUUCCUACAGUGUGUUUGCGAUCCGGUCACAAUCCUUUAUUAAUUGAUGUAGCAGCAAAGUUACACCAAUUGAUGAAUAUUGCCUUUGCUGUGAUUCACAAAGAAAAAAGCCCUGCAGGCCUUAGCGAAUUGAUGUGCUUGUCAAUAAACUUGUUUUCCCCUAGUAUACAGUUUCAAAAUAAACAGAUAAUUAUAUACACUAAUUGUUCCAAACACUACUUACGAUCAGGUUCACUUUUUUAGUUUCCAUGUAAAUAAGAGUAUAGAAUGAUGAUGCAGAAUGAAUAUAUCACAAAUUAAUAUUCUCUUUCCAGGUAAUAUCUUUCUUGGUGUAAUGUCUGAAGCUCUGGGUCAGUAAUUUAUGUAUUAGAAACAUUUAUGUUUGUAAAUCCUAAUCAUGUUUAAAUAUUGAACUGAAAAUAAAUAACAAUCAAUCUUGUUUGCUGUCCAUAGAUGUGUUACUCAAAAAGCUGUCUUUUUUAUAUCACAGACUCUGCUUACAUAUGACUUGCUGAAAAAAAAAUACAUCCGUAAACAGACAGGCCUGUACGUGAUACCGUGUCCAAAACAUGAAUAUAGGGUGCUUGAGGGGGGAUUGCUACUGGGGCUAUCUGAAAAUAGGUGAGUUAAAUACUGCACGUUCUAUAUUCAGUAGUACAACAGUGUGAUUCACUAAAUAGCUUGGAUGACGACGACAUUCAGUGAUGAUGUAAUAAUUAUAAACCCCCUUCAUUAUACUAAAUGGUUUGCUUUUUCAUGGGAUUGUGGUUUCCUGGUUGGAAAGAGUACAUUAUUUUCCUGACUGUAAGGUGGGGCAAACUAUUUAAGGAUUUUCUAUUCAUAACGGAGUGCUGUUUCCAGGGCAAAUAUUAAAGGGACACUACAGUCACCCAGACCACUUCAGCUCAAUGAAGUGGUCUGGAUGCCAGGUCCCCCAGGUUUUAACCCUUCAGAUGUAAACAUAGCAGUUUCGGAGAAACUGCUAUGUUUACAUAGCAGGGUUAAACCAACCUCUAGUGACCGUCUCCCUGACAGCUGCUAGAGGCGCUUCUGCGACAAGGGAGUGGGAUCCUGAUGAUGGGGGGGGGUGUCAGGAAACAAGUUUGUUUUCAUGACACUAUAGUGAUCCUUUAACCCCUUAAGGACACAUGACAUGUGUGAAAUGUCAUGAUUCCCUUUUAUUCCAGAAGUUUGGUCCUUAAGGGGUUAAUAAAUUUUAUUUGGGUUUAAUUGUUAGAGACGGAUUUGAAGAGACUCGACACCCAAUGUCAACAUAUAUUUAAGGGCAUUGAAAUGGAAGCACAUAUUCUUUUUUUUUUUGUUUGUUUUUUGUUUCAGGGCCCUCAGUAUCGGUUGCAUUGAUUUAUUAAAAUGUUUCUGCGAGAAUCUUUUACACAACAGCCUAUGAUAGUGGUUAUUUAGAGUACCCUGACAUAGUUCCCUCGUAAUGGGGCAAGCUAUUUUGCAUGGUUUUGUCUCUUACCAGGGUCCUGCUGGUUGCUGAGCAUCUCUGUAUAGUGACUGAACCACAUCCGUGGUUCUGCAUAGCUGUAGAUUUCGGAUGACAAUCCUGCUGCUCAUUCAUUGGCUGAGAGUGUCAGCUCAGUACACUCAACCUAUGAAUGAGCAUCUGUGAAUAACAUAUGCACUGAAUUGACAUUAGCCAGCCAGAAACUCUAAUGAUGGUUCUGUGGAUGGAGUUAGGCCUCUGGCAGGUAGCCCAAAUUACUCUGUAUGUGCACUGUUGAAAACAAAAUAAUGCACAUACAGGCCCCUUGCACCAUGACCACUUCAAAUCACUGAUGUGUUAAUGGUGCUUGCAGUUACCCUUUAAGGAGGGUAGAGUCAGAAAUUAAGGACUCCCUGAUGGAAUAAUUCAUUGUAAGCACAGGGCUGUUUGAAAGAAUGAAUGAUCUGGGGAUGCCGGCUCUUCCACCCCGUCAUAUUAUCCCUCCUAUCAACGUACAUUGGGUGGGGGAAUAUGAGUUGAACAAGGAUCCCUGAUUGAUUUUCUUUUUAUGUCACCCCAGAUCUCCUUGCAUUGGGGAAUGGAGGAGUAGACAACUGUAUUUUUAUGGCUUAGCAGUCAUCAUAUUAUUUCAUUUCUUACCACCCACAUAGGGUCUGCAACUUCCUUCCUUAUUUUAGUUAUUAAAGGGUCCCAAUGAGCUGAUUUCUCCAACAUCUGUCUCUGAAUUUGUUCCUCUUCAUAAACCAUGGGACAUCUUUUUCUUAGCACGAUCCUUAUUUUCCACAACUCUGAGUGAUCUGUGUUUGGUAAUUUCGAUGCGAUCUUUCACAUGUAUACUUGCACGCAUACAUACAUUACUAGCCAGUCACACACACACAAUAACUGACAACACACUCACAAAUAUAUACAUCAAUACAAAAAUUCACACCUCAAGGUGAAGAAGGGGCUGGGAAUAGAACAUUUGAUUUCUGUAGCAUGGACCGUAGCCUCUAGAGGAAAAUGACCUGUCUCUAUGAUGCGGUAUAGGAAACAAUUUUUAUUUACGAUCCCCCUUGCACACGUAUUAAGUUUGCCAAGAGGAUGACAUCUCAUGUUCCCUUCUUCUCACUCUCUGAUACACGAUUCCAUGUGGGAGUGAAGGAAAGCUGUCUCUGCUACCACAGCAUGCAGAGACAGCAUAUUUCAACAAAAUGUAUUGAAGAGCUUCUCGGACAAACUACAUUUCUGGACAAUUAAAAAAUGAUUUGAUUUUCCCCAUAUUUCUCUCCUUGAGAGUCAUUAUAGAUGUGAAAGGAGGGGACAUCCUCAAUGCUUCUUGCAAAACAGGGAAUUCAUUAUGCACUACAAAUAGUGCAGUUAAGAGAUUAAUCCCAAUUAUGUUUAUUUAUGCUGUAUUAUUGUAAAUGUGAAUUGUUAUGUUUUGCAUGAAACAAGAAAACAUGUAACAAAUUAGACUUUGCUAAUGUAAUAUACUCUUUCCUGUAGGGACCAUUUUGUUAUUUGGGAUUUGGAGACUGGCUUUAUAAAGCACCGCUUAAGGCCACAAUUUAAAGACAAACCUUCUUCUUUAGACCAUGAUGUUUAUAAGGAGAACCUACAAAAACAAGUUUUAUUGCGAAGACAGAAAAGAAAGGACACAGGUAUUUUAUGAAAGGCUGAACUUGAUGGACUUGAGUUUUUUUUCAUCCUAUAUUACUAUUUAUAUAUGUAAAGUACCUGCAGGGCUGCCAUCAGAAAUUUUGGGGCCCCUGACACAGCUCAAGGUCUGAGCCCCCCAGUGCCUGCACCCAAGUCCGUCCGUCUCCCGAGUCCACCCACAGGGAUGCAGUGUCUGCAGGGCCGGUGCAAGGAUUUUUGCCGCCCUAGGCAAAAGUAAAGUUUGCCGCCCCCCAUGUGACAUCACAAUGCCCCACCCAUAUGAUCUGCCAUGUUAACUAACACAGUGCUGCAGUGCCGCCGUGUUUACAAUAAAAGGCCUGCAGGGACAGGCUAUAGACACCAGAACCACUACAUUAAGCUGCAGUGGUUCUGGGGACUAUAGUGUCCCUUUAAUGUGAGGUAAAUUAGAGAUUAGUGCCACGAAUAAUAUACUAGAUUGCCUACUUACAACCAGAUGAGGAUGAUGAUGGGCUCUAGCUGCCGUCUGGCUCCACUGAUCUGGUGUAGAACAGGCUCUCUGGAGGCGGUUUGUAACUGUGGUCACAAAAAUCAAUGUUCUGGGAGAACGGGAAGCAGCUCCAUUUUUUUGAGGGCCCUUUACACAGCUCAAGGUCUGGGUCCCAGGGUCCACCUUCAUGUUCCACCAAUGAGUUUGUUCACAGGGGUGUGUGUGUGUGUGGGGAUGUCCUGAUGUGUGUAAGGAAUGCAUUGUGUGAAUCUGUGUUUGUAUGUGUAAGGGCUGCAAGGUGAGUUUGUGUAUGUAUGGGAUGCAGUGUGUGCGUCUGUAAGGGAUGCACUGAGUGUGUGUAAGGGGUGCAUUGUGUGUUGCUGUGUGUAAGGGAUGCAUUGCUUGUGUAUGUGUGUCUGUGUGUAAUGCAUUGUGUGUUUUUCUGUGUGCAAGGGGUGCAUUGUGUGUGUGUGUGUGUGAUGGAUAUCAAUCUCUCCCCCUACCCCCUCAAUUUCCUUCUCCCCCCCCUCCAAUUUCCUUCUUCUCCCUCUCUCUCCAAUUUCCUUCUUCUUCCCCUCCCUCUCAUUGCCUUCUUCCCCCUCCAAUUUCCUUCUUCUCCCCCUACCUCUCGUUUCCUUCCUCUCCCCCUCAGUUUCCUUUCUCCCCCCCUCUUCCUCUCCCCCCUCCAAUUUCCUUCCUCUCCCCAUCCAAUUUCCUUCCUCCCUCCCCCCCUCAAAUUUCCUUCCUCUCCCCCCCUCAAAUUUCCUCCCUUCCCUCCCUCUCCCCCCUCACUCCCUCAAAUUUCCUCCCUUCCCUCCCUCUCCCCCCCUCAAAUUUCCUCCCUUCCCUCCCUCCCCUCAAAUUUCCUCCCUCCCUCUCCCCCACUCAAAUUUCCUCCUUCCCUCUCCCCCCCACACCCUCAAAUUUCCCUCCCUCCCUCUCCCCCACUCAAAUUUCCUCCCUCCCUCUCCCCCCCCUCACUCCCUCAAAUUUCCUCCCUCUCCCCCCACUCACUCAAAUUUCCUCCCUCCCUCUCCACCCCCCCACCCCACUCAAAUUUGAGUCCGGACCCCCCAGGACCGCCGGGCCCAUGACAACCGUUGCGGUUGUCAUGCCCUGAUGGCGGCCCUGAGUACCUGCAUAAUAUAUGUUUCACUAGGAUAACCAAACACAUGGAAAUUUUAACGUUUAGAAAGUUUUUUUUGUUUUUUUUUAUUGUUAACUUACAAUUGGAGUAAAAAGAUAGAUCUUCAUAAUAAAUGGUCAGAAAAUGUAUUGACUUUCUAGACACUCAUCACAUUUUCUGACGUAUCUGAUAUUUGAUACAUUUUUAAAAACAUUUUAUUAAGAGAAUUUUGUAGAAUGUUAACAUACUUCACACAUUACUUAUAUUAUUAUUAUUAUUAUUAUUUUAUUAUUUAUAUAGCGCCAACAAAUUCCGUAGCGCUGUACAAUUGGGAUAUUAUUGGUUACUCUUAUUAUCUAUUGCCUAAUGAUGGAACAACUGUCACGAGUCUAGACAGAGUCCACAGAUCUUGGAGUCCUGAAGGUUCAAGGCAAAAGAGAGAACUGUUGAGAAAUCUCAAUGAUUUUAAUGGCUUUUAAACAUUUACAGGCCGGUGAGUUAAAUCAGUGGGCUAAUGCAUCAUCAGUAGAAUCUGUUCAACCCUUGGGUCACAGGUUCAAAUUCCAGCAGGGUUGACACAGCCCUUCAUCUUUCUGAGGUAGAGAAAAUGAGUACCAUUAAAUUGGGUAAUAGCCCCUGAAUGUUGGGCUAAGUUAAUAUCCCCAGGAGUAAUCUGAAUUUAACUUUCCUGGUUAAAUACUUUGUUGUUAUUAUUUAUAAUAGAAUAAAAGGGGAUAGGAUGGAAGAAACAUGUGGGAGUGCAAAUGACUAUUUUGAUAAAUAUAUUUAAAAAGUUUACAAAAUGAAGUAAUAUCUUAAAAAUACACCAGAGGGUGCUAGACACCAGGCAUAUAAAAAUAGUUACCAAUCUUGUAGCUGUAAAUGCAUACCAUACUUAGAAGUUAAAGCAAACAAUUUAUGCCAGUACAAACAUGUAAAAUAACAUAAGCUAAAAUACAGAGAAAUAAAUACAUACAAAUCACUUAAUAUGUUCCACUAGGGAACCAAAGUCCAGGACCAACUACUAAUACUUAAACCAAACUGCAGUAGAAGCCCCACUAUUUGUGACUCCUCGGGGCUGUUGUACCUUAGUAUAAAGAGUAAAAAGUGGUGGACAUCGAAAGUCUUGUGCACAGUGUUCCAUUUCGCUCAACGCAUUGGGUUCCCGUUGCAGUCGCGACUUCCUCAGGAGUCAAUUCCAAAAAUGUGUGAUAAAUUUAAUUGUAAAUGAGUAAGGAAUACCAUAUCAUUAUAUGACAGAACGAUCAGUGGAUGGAUUUUUUUUUAGAGUUUUGUUACUAUAUUAUGUGCAACAAUGUACUCAUAUGCUAUACAAUGCAUUUUUGUUUGUUUAUCCAAAAAAUACUUAUUUCAUUAUGGACAUGUCUGUUCUAUUACUGGGUUCUGAAAAAAAAAUGGAUUUUAAACUUUUCUAUGGCUUUUGCCCAUGUUGAGUAGGAUCAUAAUUUGAAAUUGUAAAAGCCAAGGUAACAGGCGCACAAAUUGGUAAAAAUCUCUGAAUUGCAGAUUACAGAAGAGAAACCUAUACAAUACAAAAUAUAAAAAACAUCAUAGUGUAGUAUGUUCAGAUAUAUUAAGUAAGUGAAGAAAUUGGAGCACUCCCGAAUUUAAGAGCCAUUUAGAAGCUGACUCUAACUGUGUAGGCGUUUUCUCAAUACUGAGUUGAUGUUUUAGAAGUCAGGUCCCAUCAGGUACACCAGUUUCAUAUGGACAGUUACUCAGGAACCAGUAUAGUUGAAAAAAAGCUUUUAUUUCAAAGUUUAGUAUAAAAGAUAUAUAAAACCAAGGAAAUACCUGUUUAGUAAAUAGCACAACAUGUUUCAACCUCUAACAUGCAUAUAACAGAACAGUGCUUACAACUUAAUAUAUGCAGAAAAUAAAUAAGCCUAAUUAGGUCCGGGUGCGUUAAUUACUUCAAAUUAAUGCCCCUUACCAUAUAAGGACAAAUUCCGAUCACAAUUUGCUGUACUAAAUUAUCUCACUUGAUAAACACAAAAUAAUAUCUUUUUCCAAUUCCUAGUUCUUCUCACUCCAUGGGAAAGACGUAACGAGACCAAAACUGCAAAGCGGCGGCGUCAGGAGAAGGAGGUUCAGCAGGAAGUGGAGAAACUUUGGCAGCUGCUCAAUGAGAAGAACAAUGCUAUCGAUCAGUACUUGCUUAGUGACAAUGAAAAGGUGAUGAAAUUUCUAGAAAUCCUAUUGUCUUCUCGUGAAUAAAUAAAUGGCAUAUUCUAAAUUAUUUAUACAUUACAAUCUCAGUGGAUACAUAGGACAUUUUAAGUGAUUGUGUCAUCAAGAGAAAAAUGUAUUUGUUUUUAAAUGACAGUCCACAUUUUAACUUCAUUGAUCAUAUUUUUUUUUAUUAUUCACAGAAAUUUGUAGACUUGUUUCAUAAGUACUUGUAUGGGAAAGCUAGUUUGUACAUGCCCAUUAUCACAGAAAGAAAUACAACUGCUCUUAUGGAUAUACUGACUUUUUAAACAUAUUAUUUCUCCUCUUUUAACACAUAAAUCUAACAUCAAUGAAGAUUACCAAGAAGAUUAGUAGUGUGUAAGUGUCCUUAAAGCGGCACUGUCAUGGCUGAUUCCAGUUGUUUUUUUUUAACCACCCCUCCCGACUCCACUACAUCUAAUUUGACCCCUAGUCACAACCAAAUGCCCCUAAGCCCCCCAUAUUACCUAUCUUUUAAAUGUUUAUUUUCUGCCUGGAUGUAGGUCCUGGGCGCCGCCAUCUUUGUGUGGGUAGAGUAAGUCCCUGUGGGACUAGAUAGCGCUGUGAAAUUCCCACGCAUGCCCAGUUUAACAUUUGGGCAUUCGCUACGGGAAUUUUGUGCAUUCAUUAAUUCGUCAGAAAGAUGAAUGAAUGAACAGAAAUUUCAGCCGAACAAACAAACAUCAUUUUACUUGCUAUUAGUAAAGAUGGCUGAAAGACCAAUCUUGGUCUUCAGUCUUUUGGUAGAUAGCAUCCUAAUAACGUGCAAGAUGCAGCCGCAGCAUUCAAAUUAAAUUCAGUUCCUAACAAAAGUCUUGAAUUUCGUUCUAAUACGAAUGGACGAACUGCUCUCAUACUGCUAGGGCGAAAUUCUGUAGUUUUGCCGGCAUUCAUGAAUAUGGAAAGGAAGCAUCGCGAGAAUACGGAGGAAAGGUGAGAAUUGUUGGAAAAUUGCUCUGACCACCAGAAAUGAAGCACACUUUACUCCUCCGCUGGUCAUAGAUGGUCAGGCAUAGGAAACCUACAUAAGACAAACAGACCCUACUUUGUCUUAUGUUUUAAAGAAAACUAGAGCAGACAUUAAGAAAUUAAGCUUUAGUAGUGUGUGGAACUGCACUCACUCCCAUAAAUCUGAGCCAGGGUGCUUGCUGAACCGUAAUCAAACACCAGAUUUCCAAAAAUUAAUAAAGUAAUAGAAGUCCAGGCACUCCUUGGUUCAAGACAGGUACUUUAUUAGGAACCACAACAGCAACGUUUCGACCCCAAAAGGUCUUUGUCAAGCUUGACAAAGACCUUUUGGGGUCGAAUCAUUGCUGUUGUGGUUCCUAAUAAAGUACCUGUCUUGAACCAUGGAGUGCCUGGACUUCUAUUACUUUAUUAAGAAAUGAAGAACAGACCCUGAGAGAGGGAGAGAAGAGAAAGCGAUUAGGGAAAGGUAAGUUCGGCAUGACAGUGCCGCUUUAACUGUGGGGUUCAGGGCUAUCCCAGAUAUGUAUGUAUAAUUUUUGUAAAAUAACACAAUGGCAUCAACAGUCCCUAACCAAACUGACUGCUAGUUUGUAGAUAGUCACCUCUAUACCUAAACAGCUUAGCAUUAGUGGAAAAAUACACAGAAUAUUUGCUAUCUAAACAGAAGGGGCACAGUCUCUCUACAGCCUGUUGAAACAAACUGAUAUUUCAUCUGAACGCUGGUCACAAUUCAGUCUUUCAUAAAUGUAAUCCAAAUAAUAAAGUACCAAUGUCAUAACAGUAAAACAAACUUGUCAACCGUAUUUCAAUAUCCUCUGAGCUUUUUCAUUGCCAUUGAAAAAGCUCAGAGAAGAGUGAAACGUACUUGGCUGAACCAAGUGAAUACCAGCCAUUUAGCAGCCUGGGAUCAGAUACACUUUUAUACAGUGUUGCCAAUCAGACUGUUAUUUUCCAUCUCUCGCACCCCUGGAUACCGUGACAUCACACAAGCAUGCUCAGUGUCAUCACGGCUUGCCAUAGAGAAUCAUUUUAUUUAAAGAUUCUCUAUGAUAAGAUUUUGAUCGGCGGAUCAAGCUCCUAUGGUCCUCUAUGAAGUGCAUUGGACUAGUAUCCUGGAGGUACGGCUCCAGAAUGACGUCAUGUAAGGUCAAGCCUGCAGGAGCACCGAGGGAGACUUAGCGCUGGAGAAAAGGUGAAAAAAGGGUAUAUUUGAAUUUCAGUGCAAGUGCGCAUUUUGUUUAGAUUUUAUUUUAUAUUGGAUAGGUUUGAAAGCAUUUUCCAGUCAUGGAAUCCUUGCUGCUAUUAUUAUAUUAUUUCUUUCUUUUUUCGAGGUGCUACAAACUGACAUGUUUUAUGUUUACCUCGUAUUUACUAGAUAGUUUUACUGUAAAACUUUAUUGGGUUAUGCCUUUAUGCCAUUUUUAUGCUGCAUUAGAUCACCUGACUAUAUAAUGUAGUAAGAGUAAACUGUAUUGGAUUCCAUUUACUAUAUUUUCAGGUGAUUGUGUGCUCAUACUAUGCGCACCAUCUCUGUGUAUUUAGCCUGGAGACCAUGAGCCAUCUACAUACGUUGGAAGACAGAACGUCAAUGCUCUUCCUUCAUAGUGCAGCACUCACAUACAACGGAAGCUUCCUCGUUCUCUCCAACUACUGUGACACUGACAAGAUCAGUUAUGUGACCUUGUGGGACCUUCGCAAUGGGCUGGUAAUAAGUGCAAUAGGAUUGUUACUUUGUAAUGAAAUAUGAAGACAAAAGUCAUAGAUACCAGUGGUUUUUACCCCCUGGGUUGAGGCCUAAGAGUGGAUCUCCAUGAUUUUUCAGUUAGUCCACAAUGUUUUCAACAGGUUUAUCAUAUUCAUGAGGUUGCAGUCAACUGCCCGAUUAACUUGGGUUUUUGUAAUGCUUUCAUGAUACCAGUUGUUCAAGCAUAACACAUAAUACAUUUUGUAUGUUAUAAUAGCAAAGUAAAUUUAUACAUAAUAUUUUUUUCUACCUGCAUACUGUGUGUUCUGUUGUUAACACAAGAUGGCUGCCAUAUAUAAUGACUGGAAAUAUUACAUAUUCAUAUGAAGAAAAAAAAAAACAUAUUUUGGCCACAUUCACAAAAAUGUUGUCUGUGUUACUUAAAUUAUUGUUCAACUAUAAAUCAAACAGAUAUGUGCUCUAUCUGGUGGCCGCAACACUUAAUGUUAUCUACUAACUAAGAGUUUAAUUAUUUUAAAUUAAACAAGAUACAACUCUAUUAAUUAUUAAACAUAAAUACAUAUUUUAUUUAUUUAACGUAAACUGCUCAAAAUUGGUAUAGUUUGUUUGGAGAUCUGGCUUUGAUGUUGUUAUGUCAGUAGCAUUUAUUUAUAUAUUUAGCAUGUUUUACAAAUUUGGUAAAUAACCAUGAGUAGAGUUUCAGACAGAGCCAUGUAUAAUUAGAUAUACUGAUAAUUAGUAGGGAAUAUAGAUGGCAUAUAUUUGUUAGACUUCCUCGAAUUCCUUGUUUUCAUUAGAAGAAAAAACAAACAAAUAUAUAGUGUGUAACAUUGCAUUCUCUUUCAUGGUAUAAUGAUUUCAUUUUUUUUUUACUUACAGGUAAAGAAACGACUAAAGAACGAACCAAAUGUUUCUUGUAUGGCACUUACUGAUGAUGCCAGUCGAAUUGUUUUUGGUGUGUCCUUGGGAAACAUGUAAGCCAUAAAUAUAGAACAGGUCGAUUUAGAUACUAUUGGUGGAGGGAAGCUAUUUUCCUAUAGUUUCAUUUCUCAUUUUAGAGAAUUAUUUCCUGGAAGCUGGCUAGACUACAGGGGACGUUAAGACACCUAGAACACGUCUGCUCACUUGUAUCUAGUUUGGCCCUAACAUACUAAAAAAUUCUGCAUGUGAUUUUAUAGUAUUCCGUUUUUUACAAACCCCUCUAAUGUUCUACCUGCUAUUCUUAAGAUCAGUGGCAGACAGGGUAAUUUACUGAAGAGAGAAUUAAAAAUGGAUUUCACGGGGGGCGUGGCUUGGACGCCAGACGAGAUGGCGGCAUAGACCGAGAGCUCCCCGCUGGUUCAGCACGUGUACCCACCUAAAUAGCACUUGAGAAAGCAAUAAUGUGUAAAACACACAAGCCCGCACAGGGUAACCACCCGAUCAACACCCCACGUGGAUCCCAAACGACGGGAAUGCACCAAUUCCUUACAACACAAGCCGACCAAGCCUCUCAGGCCUCAAAUGAUUCAGAGGCCUCGGGCCUAUCCCGCCCAGCCUCACCAGGCGGGAGCCUACCUGCUAACGCUUCGCAAACUCCAAAUACACAGUCGCUGCAACCGGAGUGGAUGACGCUACUCCACAAUCUACCUACAAAAACGGAUCUGAAAGAGGCGAACGUGGCGCUCCAAAAAUCCGUUACGUGGGAGCUGCAUGCUCUCAACGGGGACAUACAUUCAGCAUAGGCUUCCUCAACUUGAGGCCACAUGGCGACGGCACAGUCUGCGAAUACAGGCAUAAUAUAGAAACAAGAAAUGCAACUUCGCCAAAUGGCAUUACACGUAGAAGAUCUUGACAAUCGAGGAAGAAGGCUAAAUAUACGGGUCAGAGGCCUACCGGAGGAACUGGACCAGCAGGCAGCGAUAAAAGACACUAACUGAAUUAUUUAACACUCUCCUGCAAAGGCAGACAAGCACACCCAUCGAAUUCGUCAGGGCGCAUAGAGCCCUCCGUCCACAAGGCCCACCUCCAUCCACAAGGCCCAAGGGAUGUCAUAUGUUGCUUAAGCCACUUCCAAAGGAAGGAAGACAUAUUGAAAAAGGCAAGAGACAUCAAGAAAGUCAUCUACAAGGGUGCAGAUAUUCAACUUUACCCGAAACUGUCUCCAGCAACGUUUGCUUAUAGGCAGGCCAUGCGCCCUCUUACCAGAACCCUACAAGUUAACAAGAUAAGAUACCACUAGAAUUUCCCAAUGGCACAUUCAACAUGAGAACCGACGGAGACCUGAGCGACCUACAAAGAGAGCUACAACUGCCACCGAUACAAAUGAAAUGGCCAGACCCGAUGGCAUUCUAUACCUUCCCCCCAGAACUGCAACACCAAGCUGCACAACCAAUUAGACCAAGAAGAACCUGACAACAAACCACCCGCCCGUCGGGCACCAACAUGUGAAGGCCACACGCUUAUCGAGAAACCUGGGGGUCCACAAGACACAAGCCUGGGCCAUGGACAAUGUCCCCCAAGAGACUGAGCGACUAAGAACCUCCUCAUAACCGCAAGUAUACUGCCCAAGGUGCAGCCUAACAGAGACACUUACCGGGGUACCGAACGCAAGACCAGGAGGGGGGAGAGGGGAAAGCGGAACUUGAACGAUGGACCUGCGAAAACUGUGACUGAUCUUUAUAUCUGCAUCCUCUCCCCCCCCCUCGAAGUGAAGGGGUACCGAUAGUAGUAUAGGUUGGGGAGAACAAUGGGGAAAGGGGUCCCUAGAUAUACGAAGGGUUCAUAGACAAGCGGCAACCCGACUCACUGGGUGGGGAAGGAGGGGGGAGGGCCUGGCUCCUUACACGGAAACAAAAGUGGCAAACUCCUAGCCACGACGCUGAGAAAACAAAGACAGCAAACAUACAUCGUCAGAAUUAGGGAUAAAAGAGGGAAGCUACACUGCCUCCCGACCGAUAUUCUGACGGCAUUAAGAGACUUCUACCUAGAUCUCUAUACCUUACCUCAACCACAAACCGAAACGGCAAAAGUGCGAAUACGGGAGUCCGUUCGGACAUAUCUCACAAAAUAUCUGAUGCCGACCCUAGAUAGGGAGAUAUCCAUGCAAAUAGAUGACCCAAUUACACUGGAGGAACUCGCACAGGCAAUUAAACAAACUAAAUUGGGCAAGAGCCCGGGCCCAGAUGAACUCCCAACAAAAUGCUACAAGUCCUUUGCAGAGGACCUUUACACCCCGAUGGUGGAGGCCUUCAAUGCAAUAAGAGAAGGACACCACAUACCCAAAUAAGCCCUGACAGCCCAUAUAACCAUCAUUCCCAAGGACGACAAAGACAGCGAAUACUGCGGGAACUAAAGGCCAAUUUCACUUAUAAACUGUGAUAUAAAGCUACUAUCCAAAUCCUGAUUCGUAACGGGACGCAAAGCAAGAGACAAUACCAUCCGGACACUUACCCUCAUGCAUGGGAGGGGAGGGGACAAGAGAGGCCUUCUCCUGCUAUUGACAGACGCAGAGAAGGCCUUUGAAAGGGUCCGAUGGACCUACCUAUUCGAAACUCUAAAACACAUAGGGCUGGGGCCUCACCUAUGACGCUGGAUAGAGGCACUGUAUCACGAACCUAUGGCACAUAUAGUUGUUAAUGGGGCACUCAUCGAGGUAUUUCCCAUACGCAACGGCACCAGACAAGGCUGUCCCUUGUCGCCGCUACUGUUCGUGCUGGCCCUGGAGCCAUUUUUAACACACGUCAGAAAUAAUGAGGACAUCACUGGCCUAAAGACUGGCAACGUACACCACAAGGUGGCCGCAUUUGCGGACGACCUGCUGUUUGUGGUGACCAAUCCGGAGAUCUCCCUCCCCAAUAUAAUGAAGGCCGUUCAGAGACAUCACCAAUCUAAAAAUAAACCACACCAAGUCAUACAUUCUCUUACAUAUCUGAGAACUCAAAGUGAAUUGCAAAUUUAAGGCCAGAGUAGCUCCACUGAAAGCACAGCUGACCUACAGAAUUCUUCUGGUGCAGCUGUUUUCAUCUUAAAUUUAAAUCGAAUCUCACUGAAGUGAACAACCCUGUAUGUGUAUAAUCAGAAGCUGAAAAUUCACUAAAAAUACUAUUAAAAAGUGCAACUGGUUAAACUCUAGUUUGCACCUAAUGCAGAAUGAUAAAUUAAUGGCCCGCCAAGAAUUCCGCUUUGCUUGUGGUGCAUAGGAUUUAGUCAGAGCAAAAGUCAGAAGUGUGUCUUUUACACUAUAUGAAGACAGAGUUUGUAAUUGCAUCAGCCUUGUGAUUACCAUGUGCCUUUUCAGUACCAUGGACAGGAUAAGAAACAGGCAUACCUAAAGGGUUUGUCACUGAAGUGUAAAUUCACAGUGGAUUUCAAAUUGAAAGUCAAAAUAUCCAAACUGGAAAACAUUUUCUAAAUCCAGUUUGGCUAGUCUGGUCUUAAAUUAGAAAUUAACUUUGAGUUCUGAUUUAAGAAAAUAACCCUGUUAGUGCACUCACCGCUUAGAACUCUUAUUCAUGUGGUCUUGUGCACACAAUUUCAUUGUCUGCAAAAAAAAUAAGCAAUCCAGUUAUAUGUAGAACUAUUUUACAAAAUAGAAAGAUAAUCUAAAAUUAAGUGAAUAAGGAUCAGAAACUUGCAGAUUUAACACAAAAAUCUGAAUAGAUUAAGAAUAAAAUUGCAAUAGGAAUAUAUUAAACUACUGGAUCAUUCUACAAAUAUAUAGACAGCUCUUAUAUUCCUUUGAUAGAAAAAAGAAAAGAAAAAAAACAUUCUUUUCUAUGAGACUGGUCUUCUUUACAUGAAGCUCUACUGUUAAAGAGGCUAAUACAGAUUAUGUAUCUGCAUUUUAAUGAGGAGUGUAGUCAUCCAAACAUCGGUUUGCAAAUUUGCAGUAAACAUACAUAACUACAAAUCAAGAUCAGAAAGAAGCCAAUAUAAGCUUAUUAUCGAUAUCUGUGUUUAGUACACAAAUUCAGUAUUAUAGAAUGUUGUAUUAAACAAAGCAUAUCUGAGUGUUAAUUGUAGUAGAGGUGCUGUGAGCUGUUAUAAAUUCUAUAUGUAAUCUGCAAAUAAAGACAGUCUAAUUUUUUUUACAUUUAAUUAAUUUCCAUGUUCUCUGGUCAAUUUUUAGCCUUAAGGUCUGGGAUCCUUUCAGGCAUAAACACAAGAUCAUCCCUGGGUAUGACAACUUACACCUCACCAUUGACAGCAAGCUUCACGUUAUAGAAGGAGGAUCAAAGGCAAUCUUGCUAGCAGGUGAGUUAAUGUUAAUUAUCAUAUCCAAAUGUCGACUAGGCAAGGAAUAUUUAACUCUUCUAGAUGUUUUAUUAUUUCAUAACUUAAAGCAACACUGUGGUGUUAAGAAUACAAAUAUGUAUUCCUAAUUCUAUAGGGUCCUACUAUGUAUUUAGGUGACUGCCCAGUAACUUCCCCUGUUUGCAAUUAAAAAAAUAAUUGGGAGGUUAAUGCUCAUGCGCAUAAAUAAUCACGCUUCGUCAAUCAAACGCUCUCUAUGAGCAGCAUUUGAUUUAGAACCAAGUCUGAAGAAGGCCAUUAGAGGUUUUAAAACAGCCGAGGCACUGCACCCAGAACACUUCAAUGAGAUGAAAUAGUUUGGGUGCCUAAAUUGUACCUCUGAUAAUAUUGUAUCAAGCAUGUAACGAUGAGAGGCUGAUUUGACGUUACUGGGAAAUUAUACCUCUAAUUUUAACAUUCUGCAGCUAUGCUAACUGCUGAGCUGUACGACUAACAUUUGCAUGUCUCUGAUCCAAUUGCAAUGCAUAAGGAUUAUUGCACAUCAUAUUGCCUUAAUUGGGGGUUAUUUACUCAACUAGGAAAUGUGGGUAAAUGAUAAAGGAAUUGCAACUUAUAGACCAAACUAGGAAAAUAGCUGAGUUCAAAUAAUAGCAAAAUGUUUUGAAAUAAGAAUGUUUCCAAUAAGCAUAUUUUGGGUCUAAAUUUGUAAUUACCCUGCCAGUUCUCCCAAAUUCACAGUUUAGUGAAUAACUCUGAAUGUGUCUGUGUGACUCUAGAUGCUAUCCCUCCUGACUAGAGAAUGUUAGGGUGAUUCUGUUAUCCAGUGUUAUACAGUUAGUGUACUAGGCUUUAUAUAAAGCACAUCCCUCUUAAAGAAUUAACAUUCCAGAUAUUACUGCAUGUUCUCAAAUCUACUCUUACAUGUGGAACACAAAUAAAAAGAAAAGCAUUGACUCGUGUUGAUAUAACAGAGCAUUAAUCUAACAGUUUUUGAGAAGUCGUGUGACAAAUAAAAGUAUGUUUUUCAAAAUAAAAUGAACAAUUUCUUGUGUUUAUUCUUAUAGGUGACGUUAGCUUGUGGGACCUGGAUAAUGGAACAGUAGUGUCUGUCUUUUCCCCUGACAGCACAAUUUGCUGUUUGUCUUUAGCAACGGACAGAAAGACAAUACUUGUUGGUAUGAGCGAUACCCCUUCACUCAUCACUCUUAAGGUAGCAUCACAAGACCGAGAAAACACCUAUUCCAUGGGCGCUGACUUAUUUGGAGAGGAAUCAACCAGCAGUGAAGAUGAGCCUGAUGACAAGGAGCAACCUUUAAGCAUUUAAUUAGAACAUGAUACUUAAGAUGGCUUUUUCAACAUUUACAUGUUGGAACAAGUAAGGAUCUAGCAAAAACUCGAUUUGCAUUUUCUGCGAACAUUAAUCCAAUCUGCCACAGCACGAUUUAUACCGUGAACUUUGUAGUAUCUUUAUGAAAAUGUAACUUAAAGUUUAGGUGAUCUACCCCACCACCUAAAACUUAUAAGUGCGAGUGCAGCGCUU